AUGACUGUCUCUAAGGUAAGGACCUGCCUUCCCUUGCCUCGGCUGUCAUCCAGAGGUGGUGGUCAGGGUGGGGUGGGGGCUCUCUCCGUCAGCUCAGCGCCCGUUGCUGGGGUCCUCCCGGCGGCUGCCUGCCCGGGAUGGGGGUCCCUAGCAGAGGCGCCUUCCCGGCUGCAGACCGGCCUCCAGGUCCAGUCCUUUUCGCAGAGCUGGCAUUGGGUGCCUCGUGAUUUUCUGCAGCUCCCUUUUUUGCGGGUUUUUUUAUUAUUUAAUUGCAAAAUCAGGAAAGGUCUUUGGCCAGUUUUUCAAGGAAAGGCCCCCGAGUGUGAGCAAGCGAGUUGGUGCCGGUUGGGCUUCCUUGCAUCAGCAGAGCUUUGCGAGCGCCUUUGCACAGGGGGAGAUUGUGCAGUAGAUAUACUGCAUUUUUAACCCUUUCGGAAGCAGCCAGCGUGCCCGCUCCACAGUGGCGGCAGCUGUUGCCCGGUGUGGUACGUGCGUUUUUGCCGUGUGCAAGACUUCUUUGCUGCUCUCUCCGUUUGGCUUCCCGUGGUUGCUGUGACACGUCCCGCUUUGGCUUCGCAUUAGCCCAGCAAGGGAAGGGAAAGCUCCCAGCUCUCCAAGUUCUGCUUCUGACGGAGAUCCAGCGCGUUUUUCCCAUUCCUGGGAGGGCGUUUUUGUAAUAUAAAAAACCUUCUGGGUAGGGUGCUUGGGGAGCCCUACAGGUGGCUGUUGGGGAAGGAAGUCUAAUGGGGGGGCAUGGAAGAGGGAGGGCAAGGGAGUUUGCCCUGGGAUGGAGCAGCCUCUCACAAUUUAAACUAGCCUUGCCCAAUCCUCCUGCUUCAUUGGCACAAGUGUAAAACCUGCUCAGCUUUACAUGCCAGUCAAACGAUUAACUGCAGAUACUUGGAGGUGAGUUCAAAAUCCAGCCUUCCUGAGUUAUAACCAGGGAGUCCCCCUGACCUCAGUUGAUCAAAACUGCAAAAUGGGAUCAUUCAGGGUUCUUGUGGUCGGCGCAAGGAUUGUAGAUCAGCACACUGAGUUCCAAAAUGUCUUAAGCAGUAGUUUCAAGGAUGAUUCUGAGUUACUUUUAAAUGUGUUUCGUGUUGCUGUACGCUAUCUUGAUGUUUUGUGAGAGAUCAGUAUAGAAAUACUUCUAUAAAUAAAGACAAAUAGUGCAUCCCUCAAAAUCUGAGGGUUCUUGGAGUCAGUUCCCUUAACCUGGAAGAGUUCACCUACAUGUGUGGAAUGAGAAAGCAGGGAAGGGAAUUUGAAGGGAGAUGACCCAGAGGUCUCUGCUUUCUGGAGACACUUUGCAAGGCCAUACCAUACAAAGGAGCCAACUUUACUGUUUCAGUCUUGGGGAUUUUUUAUCACUUUCUUUGAGAGCUUAUGGCCUCUCCUCCCUGUUUAUCAGGCUGAAAAUUCCCUUUUCCUCUUAAGUGAAAAGUUUUGCUUGGUGCUUCGGUCUGACUGUUUACUGGAGUCUGUGGCUUCUGUUCCAACGUGAUAUGAGAGAGGCCAGGUUAGCUGGGGAAUUAGACAAAGCUCUCUCAAAUUUGACAGCCUUUACUGUGUCAGCAACCCUCGUGCUUCGGCAUAACUCUAGGAACACCUACAAAAAGUAGUUUUGUAGUCUUUUCUUCCGUUUUGCAGAGCUCUGCCCUUGCAAGUUGACGGCCCUGCAAAGCAGUACCCAGCAAGGGACAAAGAGCAGCUGCUGGAAGUUAAAAUCAGCUACUAGCCUGCCACGUGCUCCUGAAAAGUGUUUUGCACAUGCACAGAGGCCUCCGUAGCUCAGGAAGAGGAAACCUAUCCCUUUUAAUACCUUUGCAUGUCUACCCACACAGCAUCACUGCUUCUCAAAGUGUGAUACGCUGCUGUUCUCAGCUGGGCAAAGCUUUUUGUUGCCGUGAGACACAGUGCAAGUGGGCAGGUAUUGUAGAACAGGGGAGGCAUUCAUCUGUGAUCCCAUCGUGUCCAGGUUCCUUCAGCAUCUUUUCUGUAUGUGAGAGGCAAGGUGAACCUGGAUGUUGGGGCUGCCUGAGUCAUACGUUCUGCCCACGCCCUGCUUCUUUUAAUCUAAGUAGGGAACCUGCGGCACACCCUGCUGGCCAGCCUCAGUCUGGUGCCCUCCAGAUAUUUGGAACUACAACUCCCAACAGCCCCAGCCAUCAUGGGUCCUGUGGCUGAUGAGAGCUGUAGUCCAAAACAUCUGGAGGGCACCAGCUAUGGGGAGGUGGUGCCAUGCCUGCCAUUGCAGACAUUUUAUGCUGCCGCUGCACUAUCCAUUCAAUGAGGUUUCUGCAGGUGAACUUCCUGGGCAGCUGUGCUCAGCGUUUCACGGUCCUGUAAUGAAGCAAUCUUAGACUUCUCUGCAAAUGAAGGCCUUGUUUCCUUUCCAGCGAAGCUUCCAUUUACAAUACAGUAGACCUGCAGCUUACACAGGGGUUACAUUUUGGAGAUCAUACGUGAAGCCAAAAUUGCAUAUAGUCAAAACCUACUGGGUUCAAUGGCGGGUGGGAUUGCCAAAGUCAUUUUCGUUUUCAUUUUGCUACCCUCAUAAAGUUAAAUGCAUGCAAAUUGCAGGCAUAGUGUACCAAUAUGAACCCCCUCAGGAGAAAUUUAACAGUUUGGCUUCUAAGUAUUUACUUUUUUCAUUUAUUUUUUUAAAGAGUUUACCCUGCCCAUGUUCUUUUCUUUCUUUCUUUCUUUCUUUCUUUCUUUCUUUCUUUCUUUCAGUGCUUUGCAAGCAUUAACUACUUCCUCUCUGGUCAGAUCAUCUGUGGGCAUAUUUUCUUGUUCUUUGGGCCCAAAGGUGAUCCUUGCAUUUUCCACAAUCUCAUUACUUCUCACAUCUAAUCCAAACAUUAAAAUGUAAGAACUGAAGCUUUUUCUGAAGUGUGAUGAAAGCACUCGCUUUAAUCCACACAUCUUUAUCUUCUACACUUUGGUAUCUGUUAAAUUCCUUAAGCUGAGCAAAUUAUUAUCUUUGGGUUAAUUUUGACAGUUACUGCCGGUCUGGUCGUAUGCAUGUUUACUUAGGAGCAAGUCCCACUGCUACAUAGGAUGUAUGGCAUUCUUAAGAGGCUAAAAAGGACAGCACUUCUGCAGUCAAAUGAGUGUGUAGUUUAGUAUCAGGCACACAAGGUGACUCCACCUUGGAAUCUUUAUUUUCACUUUAAAAAACACACCAAGUUUCUAGACCUUAUGAUUGAGGACAAAACUUAAAAAUGGGUGAGCAGUAUCCAGAGAAGUCAAAGAAUCUAGAAAGAAGCUAAGCAGGUUCUGGAGUGGGGAAGCCUUUUAACACUUUAUAAAGCUCUUUCCUCCUCCCUAGCAGAGAACACCUGAGAGGUGACCACACCGAGUUAAAACUGUUAAGAUGUCACCUAUGAUUAAUCCUACCUUGACCUAGUACUGAUAGCACACAGGGGCUAAAAAUAGGAAGGCAACCUAGAAUCUCUCAACAGAGAGGGUACUUCUAUUGAUGAAGCUCAUUAGAAGAAAUCUCCCAAGUUAAAAAUGGAAACAGCCCUGGGAGAUUGUCACCUAAACUGGCGGUGUGUGUGUGUUUGAUGGUGAGCGGGGUUUACAAGACGAGCAAAACAGCCAGAUUAUUAGUAAAAACAAUGAAAACAUUAAAAAAAACUUAAACCAGCAAUAAACUAAAAACAAAUCCGUGUUCUAAAUAUCUGGGUAGGCUUGUCUAAACAAAAAUGUUUUCAGUAGGUGCCGAAAAGAGUACAGUGAAGGCACCUACCUGAUGUCAAGAGGCAGGGAGUUCCAAAGUGUAGGUGCUUCCACAUUGAUUUCUUGCAAUGGAGAAAGGGUAGGGAAGGGAAGCUCAUACCCUCCAACAUUUCUCUGUUGAAAAUAGGGAGGUUCUAUUUAAUAAUAAUAAUAGUUUUAUUUAUAACCCGUCCAUCUGCUUAGGGACUCAUCUGCUUAGGGACGCGGGUGGCGCUGUGGGUUAAACCACAGAGCCUAGGGCUUGCUGAUCAGAAGGUUGGCGGUUCAAAUCCCCGCGACGGGGUGAGCUCCCGUUGCUUGGUCCCAGCUCCUGCCAACCUAGCAGUUCAAAAGCACGUCAAAGUGCAAGUAGAUAAAUAGGUACCGCUCCGGCGGGAAGGUAAACAGCGUUUCCGUGUGCAGCUCUGGUUUGCCAGAAGCAGCUUAGUCAUGCUGGCCACAUGACCCGGAAGCUGUCUGCGGACAAACGCUGGCUCCCUUGGCCAAUAAAGCGAGAUGAGCGCCCCAACCCCAGAGUCGGUCACUACUGGACCUAAUGGUCAGGGGUCCCUUUACCUUUACCAGCUGCUCCAGCCACUCUGGGCGGCUUCCAACAUAUAUUAAAACAUUAAAAACUUCCCUAUACAGGGCUGCCUUCAUGUGUCUUUUAAAGGUUGUAUAGUUACCGUAUUUUUCGCACCAUAGGACGCACCGGACAAUAGGGCGCACUUUGUUUUAGAGGGGGGAGAGCAAGAAAAAAAAUAUCUCCCCCUCUCUGCCCAGCGCCCCUUCAGCGAAGUGGCAGGAGGCGCUGUGCAGAGAGGUGGAGAACUUUCCCUCUUGUUUUCCCGCUCUAAAACAAGGUGCCGUUUAAGGUGCGUUCAGGCGGCUACCUUGGAAGCCUGGAGAGCGAGAGGGGUCGGUGUGCACUGACCCCUCUCGCUCUCCAGGCUUCAGGUUCCUUUCGACCUGCUCUUUGGGGCUGGUGGGGGGAAGCCCACCACCAGCCCCAAAGAGCAGUUCAGGGAGCAGCGGAAAGGUGCAGCGGAGAGGCUCCUGCCAUAGCCGCGCGUCACCUCUCCAGCCGGGAGAGGGUCGCGGGGGGGCUGCUUUAGCCCCGCGCGCGCUCUCCUGGCUGGAGAGGUGACGCGGGGCUGUAGAGGCUCCUGCCAUAGCCGCGCGUCACCUCUCCAGCCAGGAGAGGGUCACGGGGCUAUGGCGUCUUCGCUCCAUAGGACGCACACACAUUUUCCCUUCAUUUUUGAAGGGAAAAAAGUGCGUCCUAUAGAGCGAAAAAUACGGUACUUAUCUGCUUGACUUGGGGGUCGCAUAACUCCAUACCCUCCAACAUUUCUCUGGUGAAAAUAGGGACAUCCCAAGAAGAUGUGGGACAUUCCAGGAUCAAAUCAGAAAGUAGGACAGCUUCUGUAAAUCUAGGACUGUGCCUUGGAACACCUGGAGGGUCUGGGAGCUUGGGGGUUCACAAAACGCCUGUCCUAGACUUUGCCUUUUCAGUGCUGGGGUUCAGCCACUGGUACAGAUGAAACCGACUUCCGAUUGGUCACUGCAAGAACAGAAUGAUGAACUAGCUAGGACUCCUUUGGCCUGAUCCUGCAUUCAGGCUCUUCUAAUAUUCUUGUUCUGGGGGAAAGGGGCACCAAUUGCUCUUCCCCAGUCAGCAAAAUGAGCCAGCUCACAAGCUGCAGGGAGACCCACCCAGGGAUGACGUCCUACGAAGCAGAGUAGGAGUGGUGAUUUAUCAGAAAUAGGAAGAAGGUUAUCAGCAGUGCUCUACCUGGUUUGAUACUGGGGUUGGGGGGCAGGGGAAAGCAUCCCAUGUGGGUAGGAAAUGCAUCCAGAGAAGCUGGAUGUGCUCCCUAAAAUGUGCCCCACUAGUGGCAUUAAUCCAUCAAGGUUUAACUACUCAUUGAUCCAUUAAAACUGCACUGUCAAAAGACCUAAAUGGCAUCCCAGUCUUUGGAACGCCAACUUUCCCCUUUCCUCUUCUUAUUUUAUAAGAUGGGCAUGUAUGGAGAAAGGCGUUUUUCCAGUGCAUAGUUAAACUGUGGAACUCACUGCCACGGGAGGCACUGAUGACCACCAAUCUAGAUGGCUUUAAGAGGAUUAAAUAAAUUCAUGGAGGAGAGGGCUAUUGAUGGCUACCAUCCAUGAUCGCUAUGCUCUGCCUCUGCAAUUGGAGGCAGUGAUGCUUCUGAAAACCAGUUGCUGGAAACCACAGGAGGGGAGGGUGAUCUUGUGCUCGAAUCCUGCUUGUCAGUCUCCCAGAGGAGGCAUCUGGUUGGCCACUGUGAGAAGAGGAUGCCUGACUAGAUGGGCCACUGGCCUGAUGCAGUAGGCUCUUCUUAUGUUCUUGUAGUGGGGAACCAUGGUUUGCUCACUGACCCAAAGCUGUCAAUGGGAAGGACCAUGCCUCAUUGGUGGAGCAUCUGCUUGCAUGCAAAAGAUCCUGGGUUCAAACUCCUGCACUUCCAGGGAAGGCUGGGAGAAACCCCUGUCUAAAAUCCCAGAGAGCUGCUGCCAGUCAGUGUAGACAAUACUGAGCUAGAUGGACCAAUGAUCUAUCACACCCUAUAUAUUGCAGUGAGCAGAACAGUGGAAUGGGAAGCAAUGGGGUUACUUUUUGUUCUUGUACGGGGGGGAAACCCAAAUACACAAGACUGAGGUAGAAAUGUAUGGAGCGCCUUCUGGGCAAAUUAAGAUAGCUGGCAGAGGUAUGUGUGGAUGAACUAGUUUCUCUGAGUUUCUUCUUUUUCCAGUUCAUUUCACACCAUUUCUGUAUUAACAAACUUUUUAAGACGGUGUUUUUAUAUGCAUUUCUCCACCCUACGCAUUUUUGCAAGCAAUGUACUUUCCUCCCCACCAUGAAUACUUGCAUUUUUUGUGCAAACUUUCUUCUAAAGACAGUUCCCCUGAUCUGCCACUCCCUAACACUUUCAGAAGUCUGUAGGAGAAGUGAGGUCCAGCCUUUUGCUUAUUUGCAUAAGGGGUGCACCAUAUAUUGAAUCUGUCUUUCAGAAGGAAGGAGAGGGAGUUAGUCCUUCUGGACCUGCAAAGCAGCCUGCAUAACAGCUCUGAAAACUCACGUGGUGCUGCACCCAUCCCAGAGCCCACCACUCUGCUUACUUCCCUGAUUCCUCCUGGCAGCUUGCUUGCACUUCUGGCUUUGUGACUGGGUGUAGUGAGAUACCUUAUAAAUAGAAAAGUCAGUUAAAGUAAAGGUAAAGGGACCCCUGACCAUUAGGUCCAGUCGUGACCGACUCUGGGGUUGCGGCGCUCAUCUCGCUUUAUUGGCCGAGGGAGCCGGCGUACAGCUUCCGGGUCAUGUGGCCAGCAUGACUAAGCUGCUUCUGGCGAACCAGAGCAGCGCACGGAAACGCCGUUUACCUUCCCACCAGAGCAGUACCUUGCACUUUGAUGUGCUUUCGAACUGCUAGGUUGGCAGGAGCAGGGACCGAGCAACGGGAGCUCACCCUGUCGCGGGGAUUCAAACCACCAACCUUCUGAUCGGCAAGUCCUAGGCUCUGUGGUUUAACCCACAGUGCCACCCACGUCCCAGAAAAGUCAGUUACCGUACAGUAAAUUUCAGCUGGUGCUUCUAUAAAGCUCUGUGCCAGCUUUGGAAACUUUGCAUCCUAAGCUUUGGAUGGGCAAUUGAACUUCUCUGGCUGAUAUUUCUAACAACUAGCCCAGACUCCAGUUCCCAUCACCCCCAGCAUCAUAUGGUCCAAAACAUCUGGAAGGCACCAGGAGGGUAGAAUAGUCACUUCUCCAGAGUUUCCCUAGCUGCGUUCUCACAUUUGUAUCACAUCUUCCAUACCUGGCUUUUAUAUUCCAUUGUCGUGGCUGCCAAGAGGAGUUUGAGAGGAUUGGGUGCACAUCACCUGUGCCUUGUAGACUGAAAAACCAGAGAAAGGCAGCUUGGGGUUAUUAGGGCAUCCCAGCAGACCUAAUGUGGGCAUGGCCAGAUUUGCACACAGCACCCCUUCUGUACAAAAUAGUACACUCUUCUUCUUCUUACUUGCCCAUCAUAUAUCCGUACAUAUCUCAGUUGUCUGAGGGGAUGGCUCUGAGCUUGGGGGACCUGGUACAGUUCUCCACUCGUUGCCCCUCUUUCAUCAGUCCUGACUGACCCAUUGUAACUUGUCAAAUAAUAGGCACAGUGUCUCCCUCCCAUUCAGGCUGAUCAGGCCUUUUCCUACACAGCCUUUGGGCAUGGGGGUGGGGUGGACAAAGAUCUCUGGGGAAUCCUGCACCUUUCAAGUAUGUUGAGAAGGAUAUACUCCAAGGACCUCUCCAGACUAGUGGGUGGGUUUUUUUGGGGGGGGGGUGCAAUCCUCAGCAUGUCAUUGUUGAUGUUCUUCCUCCUUCCUUGGAGGUUUUUAAACAGAAGUUGGUCAUCUGUCAUAGAUUCUUUAGCUGAGAUUCCUGCAUUGGAGGGGGCUGGACUAGAUGGCCCUUGGGGUCUCUUCCAACUGCAAUUCUAUGAUUGAAUAUGAGGGCAUCUGGGGUGGGUUUAUACAGGAUCAUCCACACAUCAAUCCACUUUACUGAUAGCUGUGUGAAUCUUUUCCCAUUUUUACCACGUUAUUGUCAUCUUGCACUGUAGUGUAACAGAAGUGGGACAACAGACAAACCGCAGAACAUUUGUAGCAUAUAAAUUUAUAGAUUGGAAAUCUGGAACUAUACUUGACGAUCAGAUAAUGUUGAUAGUCUUUACUUGGAUUUCGUUAUUUCAACUCAUGACAUGAGCAACUAUUUAUUCUACAUGCCUAUUUUAUAGUUUUGCUUUUCAUAUGUUAAUUUUCAUCUGUUGUUAUAAUUGCUCUUUGUUUUAUAUACAUUAUAAAAUGAAACAAUAAUGAUAAUAAUUACUCCUCCUCCCUGCCCUGUCCCCCCACCCCCUGUUACAGGAUUUUAGCAGGGAACUAUGGGAUGUGCAUUGAACAGAAACAAAGCUGUGUGUCUGCCCUGAAUCUUUUGCAGGCACAACUAGUAUUGAAAGCAGGAUUGUGUUCUCACAUCCUCAAUACUGUCAUGAGCACAAAUCAUCAUUGAACGCACUAUAAAAAGGAUGCCAGGAGGAGAGGCCCUGAUUCAGCGGGCGUUUGUUCCUCCUUACACCUUCCUGAGUGGAAUAUUUCACGGAAAAUGAUGCUGUUUCUUUCUCUCCCUCAGUCUGUCCAGACUUUGUUAUAAGCUGCUUUGUGUAGAAAUGGUGGAGAGGGAGGGAAGACAACACCAAUUGGGGACGAACAGGUCUUUCUAAUCCUCAAGUGAAGAGAACAGAAGAUGGAUUCAGACUAGCAGGUGUCAGUUUCUAGCUCCUGCACAUAACUAAUGCAAGCUAAGGGUACAUUCCAUGCAGGAGACUGCAUGAAUUCAUGUGUUGUCAUGGGUAAUGGGCAUGCAUGUACAUCUCUCCCAGUGCGUCUUCCAAGCCUCUAAAUUGCUGGUAGAGUUUCUGUGUAUCUGUUGUUUUCUGCUCAGCUGCCCACGGAAAGGGAGAAAGGCUGGCCCAGUUAGAUUCUCCAGGUGUUUGGGGAGGGUUCUCGAAGGACCGACCCCCAUAAAUGUAACUCUGUCCUGCUUAUUUUCUCCUUCUUUAAAGUGGCUUGUAAAUGGAACGUAGUGAUGGGCCUUUGUUGAGCUGAAGUGUUUCAUUUCUCAAGCAAUUUUGAAUGCACAUGUUCUGCUGUGAAACUGACGAUGAGUGGAUGUGAAGUUCCACUAACAUCAGCCUUCCUCUACCUACUGCCUUCCAGAUGUGUUGGACUUCAACUCCCUUCAGCCCCAGCCAACAUGCCUGGGAGUUGUAGUCCAACAUAACUGGAAGGCGGCCGGUGGGGGGGCGGAUUCCUGCCCUAAAAGUACAGUGCAAGUGUAUUCAUUAAAUGAGGAAUAAUUUGUGGAUGUACCAUGAACAGCGAUCUGGCCUCCAGCUCUCUGUUGCCAGCCCCAAACAAACACUUUGUAUGAUCAGAGUUGCAGCAGCUGUAAGCUGAUGUAUGAGUGGCAGAUGUGAUAAGAGCCUAUGAAGUUCCCGGCUGGAUCAGGCCAUUGGGGGCUCAUCUGGUCCAGCAUCCUGUUUUCACAGUGAUCAACCAGAUGCCCCAAUGGGAAGCCUUCAAGUGGGACCUGAACCCAAGAGCCCUCUCCUCUCUGUGGUUUCCAGCUAGUGGCAUUCAGACGCAUUGCUGCCUCCAACCAAGCAGGCAGAGCACAGUAGCCAUUGAUAACCUUUUCCUCCAUAAAUUGGUCCAAUCUGCUUUUAAACCCAUCACUGCCUCCUGUGGAAGAGGGCUCCGUAUAACGGUGUACUACUGCGUGAAGAUGUCCUUUCUUCUAUAUCUCCUGAAUCUCCCAACGUUCAUCUUCAUUGGAUACCCACGAGUUCCAGUGUCAUGAAAGAAGGAGGAGAACUUUUCUCUAGCUACUUCCUGCAUGCCAUGCAUAAUUUCAUAUGUGUCUAUCAUGUCACCUCUUACUUACCUUCCCUCUAAACUAAAAAAAAGGCCCAAACUGCAACCUUUCCUCUUAGGGGAGAUUCCAUCUCCUUGAUCUUUUGGUUGCCCUUUUCUGAACUUUUCCAAACUCAACAAUAUCCUUUUUGAGGUGAGGCGACCAGAACCGUACACAGUAUCCCAAAUAGCAACCCAGUCAGAUGGGUGCGUUAUAAGAAAUAUUAUUAUUAUUAUUAAUCAUUUUUAUUAAAAUUUCUGUUUUACAAUUUAGAAUACUCAUUUAAACAUCCUUAAAAUAUCAAUGACUUCUCUUCUUUUCCUUCCAUGGUUCAUUUUGCAUAUCAUGAAUCCCUGCAUAUUUUACAUAAAGUAAACCAUUCAGCAUUCCAUUAUUACUUCCAUCAAAACUUAUUUACACUGUGGAAUUUAUCUUAAUGCUGCCAACAUUUUCAAGUGUACACAAUUUCCCUCCAUAUAUUCAAUAAACAUUUUCCAGUCUUUUCUAAACGUAUGUAUGGGUGGGUAGUAAUAAUAAUAAUAACAACAAUAAUAAUGUCACUACAUAGCAUUGUAUAAUAGCAUUCAGAUACUGGCAGUUUUAUUUUCAAUUCCUUUUGUAAAUAUCCCCAGCAUGGAAUUUGACUUUUUCACUGGGUGGACAUCUUCAUCGAGCUAUGGACUAUGACCCCGAGGCCUUGUUCCUGACUUGGGGCUGGGAAUCCCAUUUCUCCCAUUUUUAUUUUGGUAGUUGCCGCUUCUGACACACCUAUUUUGAAGGAAGCUCUCCAGCAAGUCUGUUGGCCAUCUCUAUCCUGUUGCCCCGGCAGUGAUUCUGCUUGCCAGACCGAGUCUUUCUGAGGGAUCUUUGGAGCAGCAGAUCGUUGGCGCAGUUUGUCAAACCACUUCUAUUUAAAAAGAGAAAGGAAGGGAGAAGCACCUCAAAGGAAAAGGCCAUUUUUCUUCCUGCUCACACUGCCUGGUGCUCAGCUGCUAAACGUAUCAAGGCAGCAGUUGUUCUGGGUUCAGCGUGGGGCUCACCAGCCCGAAGCUGGGCCUCUGGAAGAUUCUUCUUAUCCGUGGUCCACUGUUGACACUUGAGCUGAAUAAUGGCCGUCUCCUGUUGAGGCACACAAUAAAUACACAAACAGAAGCAAACUUGGAUGUUAAAUUUGGGAGAGGCAGUGCUUGGCUGAAAUCGCAGAGCUGUUUGUAUAGUGCAGUCAUUCACAGGCUGGGUUCCGUUCAGCCGGAAAAGAUGCCCUUUGUAAUACUAGCCAAUGUUUUAACUGUACGGAGCGAAUAUCGGUAGAGACCAGGAUAAGGCGGGUCUGUACUCAGCCUCUUUGUCUGCAAUACAGUUGCCAGCAUCUGUGAAGCAGGGGGUUGGCCGAGCAUGCAAAAUGCUAGCUUCUUCUGUUACCAGACCAUUGGCUUAUCUGUCCUGUAUGGCCACACUCACAAGCAUUUAAAGCGCUAUGGUACCACUCCAACCAGCCAUUGCUUUGUCCAAUAAUUGUGGGAGCUGUAGUUUGUUAAGGGUGCUGUUAGGACGCCCCUGUUCCCCCCAAAAAACUACAAUUCCCAGAGUCAGAGGAGCCACCUCCUAAGGCCUGAGGUCCCUUCACCUCCCCCCAAUAAAAUAUUUUAGGGGACUGGCUCCCCCUCAAAGUUGAUGAGCAUUGCCCUUCAAAUAGGGUGUCUGUGUGCCGCAUCUUGUGAUUGAUUAUACAGGAUGGGCCUUACCUGCCUCCCCCCUAUGUUAUUUAUGUUUGACACCCCUGCCCACAGUGGUUUAACAAUCAAUCCUUCUUUCCAUGGAACUCUGGGAAUUGUAGCUUGGGGGGGGGACUGGGGUGCCCUAAGAACUCUCAGCACCCUUAACAAACCAUAGCACCCAGAAUUCUUUGAGAGAAGCCAUGAUUGUUUCAUAGGAUAUCAUAGUGCUUUAAAUGUAGGGUUUAAAUGUGGCCUAAAUGCAGUAUGUCUUGGCUGGGGCUGAUGGGAGUUGUAGUCAAAAACAUCUGGAGGGCACCAGAUUGGGGAAGGCUGAAAUAUCCAGAUUUGCAGAGGGGUCUCUAGGGUCAUUCCUACCAGCUGUUACCUGAAGGCUGAAUCAGGGCUUUCUACUUGCAAAGUGCAGAGUUAAACUGUGGAACUUAAACCCACAAGAAACAGUGAUAGCCAUUAACCUGGUAAAGGUAAAGGUAAAGAGACCCCUGACCAGUAGGUCCUGUCGUGACCGACUCUGGGGUUGCGGUACUCAUCUCGCUUUAUUGGACGAGGGAGCCGGCGUACAGCUUCCGGGUCAUGUGGCCAGCAGGACUAAGCCGCUUCUGGCGAACCAGAGCAGCGCACGGAAACGCUGUUUACCUUCCCGCCGGAGCGGUACCUAUUUAUCUACUUGCACUUUGACGUGCUUUCGAACUGCUAGGUUGGCAGGAGCAGGGACCAAGCAACGGGAGCUCACCCCGUCGCAGGGAUUCGAACCUCGACCUUAUGAUCAGCAAGUCCUAGGCUCUGUGGUUUAACCCACAGCUCCACCCGCGUCCCUCCAGCCAUCAACCUAGAUGGCUUUAAAAGAGGAUUUGUGGAGAAGAGGGCUAUCAGUGGCUCCUAGCCACGCUUAUACUCUGCAACCACACUCGGAGGCAUUAGUGCUUCUGAAAACCAGUUGCUGGAAAUGACAGGAGGGGAGAGUGCUCUUGUGCUCAAAUUCUGCUUGCAGGUUUCCCGAAUCCCACAGGCCUCUGGCUGACUCGUGUGAGAACAGUGUGCUGGACUGGAUGGGCCAGUGGCCUGACCCAGCACACAUUUCUAAUGUUCUUAAAGCAAGUGCUCUGUCCUUAACUGUGGCUCCUUCUCAGUAGCAGGGGACCCAGUUUGUGUGUGUACAUCAGGCCACUCUCUGGACCUCCUGGCACAUCUCUUGCAAAUGCAUCAUCAGCCUUGCUGCUGAAGGCAAAAUUAAAUCAAUGAGUAGUUGAUGUGCACUUGUGUGCGUGCGCAUGAGGUGUGUUGCCAUAGGAACUGGGUUGCAGAGCACCCUAAUUAACUCUGUCAUGAACCUCAUGCAACAAGGUUAGGAGGGCAGUUGCUGCAGGGGGGUGGGCAGGAGAUACAUGAGUCUGCAGCACAAAUGGGGGGGGGGAUAGCCUUGCCCAGAUAGGUCUUGUGGGAGGGGGAGAUUCCUGGCCUUCUGCUGCUCACUGUUCUUGCUAGAAAUAAUGCUCUGUCUUUGAUAUCUUUAUUUUCCCACAUUUCUUCCAACACGGAACUCGAAGCAGCGUAUACAUUUCUAUAUUUCCAUGUUUGCAUUUCAGUUUCCCCCUAUUUAUUGCAUUCCUGCCCCACUUUUUCCUCCUGUGAGUUCAUUUGCAGUUCUCUUCCUCCCACCCUCAUUCUAUGCUCACAAGAACCCUGUGAGGUAGAAUAGGGUGAGAAGGGUCAGCUGGCUCAAAAUAUCUUCACCCAGGGAGCUUCACGGCUCCCACUGGGAUUUGAACCAGGGCCCCAGAGUCCAGCACUCAAACCACCAUUUAAAAGGGGAGGGGGGAUGGAAAUGAAAAUUGCAAAUAAGGAGAUUCUGACUAAACAGUAGGAAGAACUUCCUGGCGGUAAGAACUGCUGGAUUUCCGAAAGGCAGAGCUUUGUCCUGGAUCUUCGGCAAGUCAAUUGAAAUUGUAUAUUUUUGGGGUUUCCUAAAAAAAACCUCAAUAUCUUUCGGGGUGUCCUGGUUUUUACUUUUUUGAAAUAUGGCAACCCUAAGUGGAAUGGACUCCCUCAGAAGGUGGUGGACUCUACUUCAUUGGAGGGUUUUCAACAGAGGUUGGCCCCUCCCAAUUCUACAAUUCUGUGAUGCAGGCCUGUUUGCUCAUUUCCAAUGGGCCCUACAUGGACUGCAUGUCUUCAGGGUGAAGCUGGAGAAUGCUUGCCAGGAUGUUUGUUUCGCAAGCCCUGCAGCAGAGCUGGCUGCGUCUGCCCGUAGACUGGCAAUGGAAGUGGCACCCCACACCCUGAGCCCGUCUCAUAGCCAGCUUGGCACAGGAAGUGGGGAAUCUGUCCACUGGGUGCCAGCAGAGUGAUGGAACCAGCCUCAUCAAAAUGGGCAUCAGUGCCUUGGUGUAUUAAGAAAACAAUAGAAACAUCUGCCCCCUCAAAAAAAGGGGGGAAAGCCCACUAUGCAGUUGUCCUUUUCCUGCUCCUUUUUGAGUUCCUAAACAGGGCUGCUUCUUCCCCACCCCCCCACAAUCUUCGUAUUACAUUAAGGAUUGGAAUAUCUUGAGUUGGAAAGUAAGCCUAUUUGGCUACAUCCCGAUGCAUUUGUAAGAAUGUAGAUGUAGCACAUUCCUGUAUGUUCAGGGAUCGUUCCAGCCCUGCAUGCACACCAUUCAUUUAAAUCACACGGCUUUAAGGAGGAUAUUGACAAGCGGGAACGUGUGCAGAGGCGGGUGACCAAGAUGAUGAAGGGUCUGGAAGCCAAGCCUUGUGAGGAACGGUGGAGGGACUUGGGGAUGUUUGGCUUGAGAGAAGAGAAUGAUCUCCGUCUUCAUAUAUCCAAAGGGUUGUCGCAUGGAAGAUGGAGCAAGUUUGUUGCCUACUGCUACAAAUGGUGGGACCUGAACCAAUGGGUUCAAAUGACAAGAGAGGAAAUUCUGACAGAACUUUCUGACAGAGCCAUUUGUCAGUCAAAUGAAGUACCUUGGAAGGUGGUGCACUCUCCCUCACUGGAGGUUGUUAAGCAGAGAUUAAAUGGCCAUCUGCAUUGCAGGGGGUUGCACUAGAUGAUACCAGAUGCAGGAAACCACAGUGAGGGGAGAGAGGUCUUGUGUUUGAAUCUCGCACACAUCAUGUUGGUCACUGUAAGAACAGGAUGCUGGACUUGUUGGGCCAUUGGCCUGAUCCAGCACACUCUUCUUAUGUUCUUAGUUUUUAAAAAUCCCGCUAUUCAGCCGGAAAAGGUUCUCAAGUAGCUUACGAAUAUCCAUGAGAGAGAGCCUACCCUCAAUCUAUUUGAGAUUGCUUGUCUCAAGAUGAUGCAUACCCAGUACUAGUAUUUACCUUCUAAUAUUCCCUCUGGAGUGAAACAUUAAAGAGGGAACUGGGUAACUUACAAAGCAGAAUAACAAACCAGAGCCAGCCUCCUGCAAUGAGGAUCUUGUUGUUUUCUUUUAAUAUUUAAAUGGUUGCAGAUCAUGAAAGAAACACACAUCAGCCUGCCCAAAGGACUUUGCACCCUUAUAAACCUGCAUAGUUCCCCUCUGCCAAAAGAAACAGAAAAUUGAAUUUCACGAAGACAGGAUAACUACGGUAGUCAGCAUCAGCCCAUGACCGGGGAGGCUAGUUCCUUAGGCCCAUGAAGGCCCAUGGAUGGUAUCUGACAUUUGCCCAGGAAUCGGGGCCUCUCUCUCUCAGGCUGAAGGAGGAGGGAGGGAGCUUGAGAAUAAUAUUUUCCACCAUCUCUGUCUCAAGCUGUAUACAUGUUUUAUUGUAUAAAAGGCAGAAGGAUUACAGUGAACUGCUGGAGGUGUAAAUGCCUGUCAGAAUUUGAAAAGCUGGUCUGACUGCAUCAAGUUCAUAAAUUUUGUGGAAUUAAUUAAACUAAACAGUUUUAAUUGGGUUUUGAACAAAUGUUGAAUUAAUUGCUUGAAAUUUCACUGUGUUUUUAUCUUCCUUAGUGUGUCGUGCAAAAUGCUAUUCUGAAUAAUGCUAUUUGUAGAGUAGGGGAAACUAGGGAACCCAAUGGGCGGUGAUCCGAAAGUUUGCUCCUUCUGAAUCUAUUGCCCUUUAGUUCUGUGUAGACCCUGAAUUCCAGCCUGAUGAGAGAAAGAAAUCCCUCCUCUGCACUGUUCAUGACUAUGGACCUCUUUAGUUGUAUUUUUUCCUAAUCUAAAAAGGCGCCACGCUUAGAUCAGCCUUUGCCAACCUGGUGCCUUCCAGAUGUUUUGAACUACAUGUCUCCUGAGCCCCAGCCUGCAUGACCAUGCGCUUAUCUGCCCCAGCAUCAUGUGACUGGUGGGAUUAUAGCCAGCGUUCAAAACUCCCAUUGUUCUAGGUGCAUUUUGCGACAGGGAAUUUCAUUAGGGCGAGCAGUUUCUGAGCUCUGGGUGCAAUACUGCACCUAAGAUUUCAGAUUAAAACUGCAGAGUGGAAGGAAAGUAGGACCUUUUUCUACCUUCCCACUUCCAGCUCCUCUCUGAAGACUGGAGAAGAACCCCUCUUAAGAAUAUUAGGGGGGUGGGCAGGGGAAGGACUAGACCAUGUGAAAAAUAAACAUAAUACUUUAGCUGCAGUUCAUUCAUUUUCAGCUUUGUAUUCUUGUUAUAAAAAGGCGCGCUUGUUCCGUUGUUGCACCCAUAACCUAGGUUUAAGGUGUCAUUUAGCUCCUAGCUUUUAUAUCUCAGUUUCUAACACAGAUUAUAGUGCAAAAUAUCUGGAGGACAUGAGCUUUGCUUAACCAAUAGUUUGCUGGACCCUGGGGGUCGACAUCUUCUGCUUGCUCUGCCCUAGAAUUGCUGUCGGGUCAUCCUGAAACCUUCACAAUCUGUUUCCACAGGUUGAUCUUUCAAAGGACAUCACAGCUGCACUGGGGGUCUCUUCAUUUUCCUUGCGGGGUGGUGUGCAUGAUGCUGGUGGCCUCAGGGCUCUGUCUGGGGGCGGGGCGGGUUUCUACAGCAGAUAGAGGGGGCAGUUGCAUCAGGUCCACCCAGAGAGUCGGUUCCCUUUGCCCAGGCAUCUCCCAUCUGUCGUUCAAGGUCGCAGCAUCAGAUGGUGGAGACUCGGGCAUUGUUGCGCAGACUGCAGAGCCAGCUUGGCGUGGGUAGAGUCACGUCGGCUUCCUGCCGACAGAGCAUCUGGCUGUCUGUCACAUCAGGAAUGGUGGGGGUUUCCUCCCCCUCCUCCUCUGCUGGGGCACUGGAGGCUGCCAAAGGAUGCUUAAUUGCUAAAAGGAGAUACAUUGCAGCUCAGCGCUGUCUGGAAACAACAGAAUACUCCACCCUGCAAUCUCUGCUGUGUGAUGACUCUCUCUGCUUACUCUGUGGUAUUGGAGAAAGACCUUUGAAGCUCUCUACAAGGCCCCUUUUCAUCCAUUCAUAUCCUCCAGAGUUCAAAGACCCUGGUAAGCCAAGGAACUGGAACCCCACUGCCCCAGACCAGGCAGGUAUAGCCAACCUGUGUCCUGCAGAUGUCAUUGACCACAACUUUCACCACCCCUGACCAUUCAUUGGCCAUGGUGGUUGUUGGGGCUGAUGGGAGAGAGGCCCCUUCCAGAGGACCUGUUUAUUGAGCAUCCAUCCUGAUUUGCUUGUGGGAAGGUUAGAAGAUACUGUAGCCAGCAAAUUUCAUCCCAUACUUUCCAAUGCAUUGACCUGCCCCAUUGCUUAGUGAAAAAAGUCAGAUAUUUUGAGGAAGACUUCACUGUAGAUGUUGAUCCCUGUGACACGCUUAAGCAACUUUAGCUGUGAUUCCUGCAUUGCAGGGGGUUGGACUUAAUGACCCUUGGGAUCCCUUUGUUGAUCACACCUUCCAACUCUACAGUUCUAUGUUUCUAUAAGUGCCAGCUGGCAAGCUAUGCUUUGUUUUGUUUUGUUUUGUUUUGGAGGGGGACAAAUCCAGUAGCCCUGAGCUGUGUCUCUUUCCACACUAGCCCUCCAUUACUCAUCUCUCUUAAGUGGCAGUCACAACCUGAAUUCAAUAAACGCAGAUAAGCCAUCGGUUUGCAUCCACCUCCCCUGGGCUUUUGCUGCUGCUUCCCUCUCCGCUCCAUCAGCUCCCGCCCCACCCCCGAUGGCGAUGAGAUAAUCCUUCUGGAACGUCUGCCCUGCCCGCCAUGUCAAGCCAAGUGAAACAACAACAACAACACACACACUUUUUAUUCGAUUUCUUACCCCCCCCCCACCGCCUUCCCUGUUCCCUGAUCAGCUUAUAACAUAAGCAUGGGACAAAAGCAGGCUGGAAGGAGCUUUUCACAAUCAGUAUGAAUGCAAGUCCCGUCACCCAGUGAGCGAUGGACGAAGUGGGCAACAAUCUGCCCUGCCUGGCAAUGGGAGAGGACCCAUGACUUGUUGCUGGCUCCAAAUCUAGCCAGAGGGAAAAUGUCUCCAUGGGAGAGCUGUGCCAAUUUGGGGAGGAGGGCCAGUUAUUGGCCUGGAAGGUGGCGGUUUUGCGGUGAAUUUCUCCCUCAAACAUAAGGCAAAUUGGAAGACUUUGCUCCGAAACCUGGCUGGCUGGCAUGCAUGCCCCCUUGCUCUUCCACUUCACGGAGCUCCAUGGGAAUGGAGAAUCGCCCUUUUCCCACCCUGAGAAUAUUAUCCUUUGUCCACACGGGUUGGUGAGAAUUCCUGUUGCCUGCCAGCUGAGGCCUUUGUAUACUUAGGUCUUUUCAAACCAGGUUUUUUGAUCUCUCUUCAGCGCAGCCACAGUGAAGUGAGGCUGACAGAAUUCAGAGCAUCCCAAAGCCAGGCAUGUUUGGUGCCUCGCCCAAUACAAAAGGUCAAAGUGACUUGGAUUUGUGAAGCCAACCUGUGCACUAUUUUUUCCCAUUGAUGACAGCAAAAUUUGACAGGGUUGGGGGGGGUAAUAGCUUGCAUUUCAUAGCCUCUUUUUCGAUAUUUACAUCCUUAUGUACACCAGUGUGGUUUAGUGGUUAGCACACCAGACUAGGACCUGGGAGAGAUCAGGGUUUGAAUCCCCACUUGGCCAUGAAGUUCACUAGAUGACCUUGGGCCAGGCACUGCCUUUUUGUCAGGAGUACGUGCAGGAGCCAGGCCCUGUGACCAGCAGGACUUUGCAGGACUGGGGCCUUCCUAAGUUUGUUCUAAAGAGGCAAGGCGCGGCCGCACAGGUGAGGCCAAUUGGUAACUCACAGCACCUGGUGGCAAGAGCUGGGAAGGGAUAUAAGGUCAGCAUUUCCCUUCGGCUCUUUGCCACAGCAACACGUUCCCUGCCUUGGGCUCCUUGACCCUCAGACCCUUGACUUCAUGACUCCUUGCUUCCUGACCCUUGGGCCCUUGGCUUCUUGACUCCCGGCUCUCUGGCCCUCAGACUCUGGGCUUCCUGACUUCUGGCUUCAUGGUCUCCCAUUCCUGCUCCCACCCCACCAUCUUUCCCCCGGUCCCGACAUCCCCAGCCGGGACUUCAAUUGCCCGUGAACUGGACUGUGACACUUUUGGCCUGACCUACCUCACAGGGUUGUGAGAAUUAGGUGAGAAGGGGAAGGACAAUGGACACUGCAGUGGCCUCCUUGGAGAAAAGGGUGGGAUACAAAUGCAAUAAACAAAUAAAAUGAAUAAGGUUCUAGAAUAAGGGCAACCACUUCAGUAGGGUUGGACAACAUCUUUCUCCUGUCAGUAUGGUCAGAGAAGGUGCAGACAAUACAGCCAAGCUUGACAGCGACUGAGGGGAGUUGUAAUCCAAUAUACCAGGAGACCAACAGGUUAAGACCAGAAGAAAAGUCUGCUGGAUCAGGCCAGUUGUCCAUGUAGUCUAGCAUCCUGUUCUCACAGUGGCCAACCAGAGGCCUGUGGGAAGCCCUCAAGCAAGAUUUGAGCCCAAGAAGCCUCUCCCCUCCUGUGGUUUCCAGCAACUGGUAUUCAGAAUCAUACUGCCUCCAGCUGUGGAGACAGAACAGUAGCCCUCAAUAUUUCCUGCAUGAAUGUGUCCAAUCUUUUUUAAAGCCAUCCAAGCAGCUGGCAGCCAUCACUGCCUCCUGUGGGAGUGAGUUCCACAGAUUAACUAUGCACUGUGUAAAGGCUUUCCUUUCUCCGUUCUGAAUCUUCCACCAUUCAGCUUCAUUUAUGUCCACAAGUUCUAGUUUUACGAGAGAGGGGUGCAGAAACUGUUCUCCAUCCACAGAGCCAGUGUGGUGUAGUGGUUAAGAGCGGUAGACUCAUAAUCUGGUAAACCGGGUUCGCGUCUCCGCUCCUCCACAUGCAGCUGCUGGGUGACCUUGGGCCAGUCACACUUCUCUGAAGUCUCUCAGCCUCACUCAACUCACAGAGUGUUUGUUGUGGGGGAGGAAGGGAAAGGAGAUAGCUGCUUUGAGACUCCUUUGGGUAGUGAUAAAGCGGGAUAUCAAAUCCAAACUCUCACGUUCUCUAUGCCACGCAUAUUUUUUUUUUAUAAAAAAAAUUUAAUACUUUUAUUUUGCUUUAAACAAAUACAGAUAAAUAUAAACAACCAAAAUUACAAAAGAAAAAUCAAUAAUGAUAAUAAUAAUAAUAAUAAUAAUAAUAAUAAUGAAAAAAAGCUAAAAAAACUGCAAAAAAAUAUCAAAGUACAUGGCACAGAACAUAAGCCAUUAUGGGAAAGAAAAAAGGAAAAAGGAAAAGGAAAGAAGGAGGGGGGGGGAGAGAAAAAAAGGGAAAAAAGAAGAAAAAAAGGGGAAGAUGAGCCAAAACACAAGAAGGCUCAUCUAUUGUAUGCUUCCGCCAAGGUCACAACAGAUCAUUAUUCUUAUCAAUUCUCUCUAUCUGCAUUCCAUAGAAUCCCUCAUCUUGGUAUCAGGGAACAUUUCCCUAUGCCAUGCAUAAUUUUAUAAACUUCCAUCAUGACAACUCUUACUCACAAGCUUUUCUCUGAGCAAAAAUAUGUCCCAAACGCUGCAGGCUUUCCUCAGGGGGGAGUCACUCCAUUCCCUUGAUCGUUUUGGUUGUCCUUUUCAGAACCUUUUCUAACUCUGCAAUAUUCUUUUUGAGGUGGAGUGAGACAAAUGGCCACGCUUGGCUGGGACUGAAGGGAGUUGUGCUCCAAUAUAUCAGGGAAAGGCUGGUUUAAACUCCAGCCCAGUUCUGAACUGGCUUCAAGAUGGAGUGGAUAUUGUCUGCUUCCAUGUUAGGACUCAUUAGUGCUGCUGAGCUACUCAUAGAAUCAUAAAUUGUAGGCUUGGAAGGGACUCAAAGGGUUAUCUAGUUCAACCGCCUGCAAUGCAGGAGUCACAACUAAAGAAUUUUGGCAGCCCACUGCAAAUGUCUUCAACCCCAGCAGUUUCACAUGGCAUUUAAUGUAGUUCUCUGUCCCCCAUCAAAAUUUGGAAAUGUCCUUUGCACAAGAUGCAAAUAUAUAUAUUUGUUCAUAAGUCCCAUUCAGCCAUGUCAAUGUAACAUUUCUUGCUGUUACUACUUCUUCUUUUUUUAAAAGUGACUAAUUAGUUUCUUCCUGUUCAUUUGCCUUGCUGUGGUCUUCCUGACUUGCUGCUAAUUAGUCAGUUUCUCUUCCUUGCUCAGGAUAGGGGACCUUAAUUACUGGUUUCCUCUUUGCAGCCAGAACAAUUGCUUACUAAUUCAGUGUAUUCUAUUUUGUAAAAUUGCACUCAUUUAAAGGGGGGGGCACUGCUGCAAGGAAGAAGCAAAUAAUUAAAGCUAACACCCCACCCCCAUGGAACAGGAACUGACUAAUUAAGGGAAAUUCGGAAAUGCCGCAACAAUUGCAUAAGAAGCAACUAAAUAUCUAACUUAAUGGAAAGGGGUAAGCAGAGACCUACUAAUUAAAGCAAUAAUAGCCCUGAAAAGUCUCAAUAGCAAUUUGGGCAGAUAAUUGUGUUUGAAUUAAAAUAAUACAAUCACCACUAUCCAGGUCAGGAAAGUGAUGAAAAGUCAAUGUGGGAAAAGAGGGAUGUGCAGGGAUUGGUAGAGAUGGCUACCGUAUUUUUCGCUCUAUAACACGCGCCCGACCAUAACACGCACGUAGUUUUUAGAGGAGGAAAAUCCGUAGGCAUGCCACCCGUAGGCAUUCCCUCCAUAACACGCACAGACAUUUCCCCUUACUUUUUAGGAGGAAUAAAGUGAGUGUUAUGGUGCAAAAAAUACGGUAGUUCAGAUGACAACCUUGAGUUAGGUUAAAAAGAAAUGUCACUAGAUCCUGGGGCAGUCCACAUUUAUAUUGGUCUAUUCUGACCUCUUUUUUUGAAUGGUGACCUGGACCAUUCACAACGUAAAGAUAUUCUUCACAACUGUGAGCAGGGCAGGGGGGUGGGGUAAGUGAAGACAAAUACUGGUAUAUAUAUUGUUGUUUGCUCCUGCUCCUGCUCAGGCUGCAGGGAAAAAGCAACUUGGAUCCUGGAAUUCAUUCUGAUUGUGCAGAUAAAAUAUGACUGAUAGAAUUCUAUAGGAUGUGGUAUUAGUGUGCGAAAACAGUCAAGAUCCAGUGAUCCCCAGGCAUGCAUCUCCAGAUGACAGAGAUGUGAGGUGCCAUCCUGGUGCCCAGGCAUCUUCACUUGUUCGCAAGGGGUCAAUAGGUGCAGAAUCCACCUGGUGCCUGGCUAAUUUCGAACACUGGUUUUCACUAUACUGUGGUCUACUAAGAAGAGUUUGGAUUUGAUAUCCCGCUUUAUCACUACCCAAAAGAGUCUCAAAGCGGCUAACAUUCUCCUUUCCCGUCCUCACAAACACUCUGUGAGGUGAGUGGGGCUGAGAGACUUCAGAGAAGUGUGACUAGCCCAAGGUCACCCAGCAGCUGCAUGUGGAGGAGCGGAGACACAAACCCAGUUCCCCAGAUUAUGAGUCUACCGCUCUUAACCACUACACCACACUGGCUCUCCACAGCUGCAGGGGCAGGAGGCAAAAAACCUGGCUUUAGCCCUAGCCAGCAGCACUCCCUUGGCCAGAAGAAAGGUGGGCUUCUUUCCACUGGAAGCAGUUGAGCUGCCUGCAGCUGCACCCGCAUCCUCGAAAGGAGCAAUAUCUAUGACACGCAAUAGAGCAAUGCACAAUAAAUAAUAAUAAUAAUAUAUUAUUUAUACCCCGCCCAUCUGGCUGGGUUCCCGCAGCCACCCUGGGCAGCUCUCAACAGAAUACCAACAACAACCAUAAAAAAGCGAUAAAAUGUCAAACAUUAAAAACUUCCCUAAACAGGGCUGCCUUCAGAUGUCUUCUAAAAGUCAGAUAGUUGUUUAUUUCCUUGACAUCUAAUGGGAGGGCGUUCCACAAGGUGGGCGCCACUACCAAGAAGGCCCUCUGCCUGGUUCCCUGUAGCUUCCCUUCUUGCAAUAAAACAAGAUAUGCCUUGAAACAGCUGUGUAGAAGGCAAUUAAUAAAUCAGUGAUCAUGGUGAUAAUGACAGUAGUAAGCAUCUGAAGCAGCAUGAUCUUAAACUGUCAGUUACACCCUCAGGAUGGAGUAGCACCCUCUUACACCAGGACAGCAAAAUGGAACAGGAAAAGAAAAUCCCCUGCUCUUGUGACCCCCAUGUGCAAGUGGGACUCUGCCAGCACAAAGGAGGGAAUCAGGUAGAGCUGGAAUGUGUGGGAGACUGAGUGGAUUUCUGACUGCCUCCUCCCGAAGGUGACCAAAUGCUACGCUGUUCUAUUCUGAGUGAUGGCCACAACAAUCUGAGGGUUUUAGCUCAAUCAGGAGGUUCAUGGCAUACUUUGAGGGCCCAGCGAAGCAGAGUCAGGUGAGACAGAGGACAGAGCCCAGAUUUCUGUGAGGCUGAGCAAGGUUAGGCCAGGCACAGUUCAGCUUCUUCUGAUGAAGCAAAGUAACUACUGUAAAGCAAGGCAGGUAUUUAGGAUGCAGGUAGCACCCUGGACAGCUCCAGAAAGAGCUCAAGCCCAAGACUCCUAAGAGCAAGUCUCAAAUAUUGCUUCAGCAACACACACUCCCAGAUCAAGCCUUAAACAGAGCUGAAGUUACCCUCUGGUCAGCUAAAGAGAUGUGGCCUGCUUCAAUACCUGUUGACUCUUAAGGAUGCAGAGGAGCAGGAAUUCCACUGGGGUUUCUGUGCUUGGCUCCUUGGGAAUCUCUUGUGCUGGAGCUACUGGGGCCACGGAGGACAUCCAGAGCCAUGUCUGAUGGCCAUACACUCUCCCAGUUAGAUACCUCCUCUGCAUCCACAGCCUCUUCUUCUGAAGAUGGUGAGUUGGACUGCAGGGCUAUGGCAUAUAACCUCAUUGGAGGUUUUUAGAAAGAGGUCAGAGAUUCUUCAGAUGUGAUUUCUGCUUUGUGGGGCAGGGGCUCUUGUGCUUGGGUCCUGCUGGCAGGUUUCCUGCAGGCAUCUCAUUGGCCAUGUGAGAAUAAGAUGCUGAACUACAUGGGCCACUGGCCUGGUCCAGCAGGCUUUCUAGAUGUUCUUAAGGCAUCUUCCUUUUUCUCACAGGCACCUCUAGUCUAACAGGGGUUUAAAACAAUGCAAAAACCUGCCAGCUCAUUUGCCCAAAGCUGAAAAUGGGGUGAGCUUAGAUGCAAUGAGCAAAUAUUCCUUUCCCGGCUGCUUUCAAUUCGGUCAAUUCCAGGAUUGAUUUGGUACCUGCCUGUGGCUUUAUUAACUCGCAAAAGCAUGAUAAAUGUUCUGUUCCUCUCCAUUUUGUAAGCUGCACAGCUUUUAAAGCCGGAAGGAGGGCUUCGUAAGCUGUGCUUUCUGCAAGUCUGUGUGCCUGAGAACUAGAGAGAGACCCGUGCUGUUCUGAGGUUGCUAAUGGUUCCAGUUCUGGUGGUUCUUUCUGCCGGAAUUGCUUCCCAACCUGUUUGAAAAGGGAAGUGGGUGGCAGUGGUGCACAAUUACAACACUGAAGUAGUUGCUGAAAAGCUGUCUCUCACCCAGGAUAAUAAUGCAGUAGGAUUGAGAGCAAUUUCUGCCUGCUGGGAGGCAGAGCUGGCUCCGCAGGCUCCUUAAGAGCUUGCAGGCUUUGGCUUCGCUUCCCUGCCGAUAAAUCUGAUUCAGCUAAUGUGACAUUUCCCUACAAAAUGGCAUUUGACAAGGUAGGGUGGGGCUCAUUCAACACAGCAUAUAUUGGUUGGGCUGUUCAUGUCUUGGGCAAGUGCUUCUCCAUGGGCCCUGCUCACUUACUGGGUCUACCUUCCUACCACCAUUAUCUCCACCUUCUCCUCUUCUUCCUCAUCACUGCUGUCACUUGCUUGUCAGCCAGGCAGAUGAUCAAGGAGUGAACAAGCAGCGGCACCUCUUGCUCAUAUGAUCUGGGCUAAGCCUGGUUGUCAAAAAGAAAGCUUUCGAUUGGCCUGGCCCCCGAGCAGCCCUGGUCCCACAGUCUCUGUGCCAUUCCCAAUUUUUUAUUAAACAACCUCUGUUGUUGUUUGGUUGGAGGGAGGUUUUGUAGGGGUUGCAGCCUGCUUUGUAUGUGUGUGUUAUUUUUUUGCGAUGGUGCAGGCGUUUUGCCUGCCACUCAAGGAGUGUCUCUGGGUAUUGUCAGUUUUUCUUCUCUGAAAUGGUUACUUUGUGGUGCCCACGACAUUUUCUUGGGUUUCCAAAUAUGUGCCUAGGCCUAAAAAGUUUGCUGUAGUAGGAAGCCAUGCCAGCAUCUCUGUUGUUGUUGCAGCAGUUCUUCUAAUCUAGAGGUCCAUGUGCCAAGAUUUGUCUGUACUUGCAGCCUGCUUUAAUUGGAAGCACAAGGCGUUGAUUGGUCCCAAUUAUUUUCGGUGGUGUUUGGAAGGUCUCUCCUUCCAGGGAACACUGGAGAGAAACUGGCUACUCUUUAGAACAUGAAUUCCCCUGUUUUACACCUUCCUUCCUUUUCACACAGGAUGCCAUUGGUAUAAGAAAGAGCAAAGGAAAGAAAAUGCUGUCAGGCUGAACACAGAGGCUGUCCCCUGCUGAGGAUGCAAAAAGCAUCCUCUGUGCUUUAAAAAGCAGCUUCUGCUCCCAAGAACUUGCAACCGACCUGAACCCUAGAGGGGCCUUUUGGGGUUUCAUCAGUGCAAGGGCUUUUCACAAGGGGGAUUUUAUAUAUAUAUAUAAACAACAACAACCAAAAACUCACAGGGUUUUAUGAACUCACUAAGCUGUUUGGCAGCUGGGUCCAGACAAUGAAAUACUUAUAGACAGUUGCCCAGCUUUGGACCAGGAGAGCAUCUGUGCCUUAAGUUAAUGAGCCUUAGCCAUGUCUUGUCUUAAGGCUGGAGUUCGGUCUGAAUGACCCACUGUCUCCAACCCCCAACCCUAUAAUCCAGUUAAUAGAAUUGGGUGGCUAGGAAAAUGCCCAACAAGUGUGCAUUCUCCCCUACCUUGCAAUGCUUAUAAUCACUAAAUCAUAUAAUUGUAGAGUAGGAAGGGAUCACAAGGGUCAUCUAGUCCAACUCCCUGCAAUGCAAGAAUAUUUUGCCCAACAGGGGGCUCAAACCCAUGACUGUGAGAUUAAGAGUCUCAUGCUCUACUGUCUGAGCUAAUGGUACCAGGGGCAUCAUCAACACUCAGGAUUAGCUGUCACCAUCUAGUUCUCUGUAAAUUUCUGUUUUUUCUUGCCUUAAUGUGUGUAUAUACUGCUGUUUUAGGCUUUUUAAAUGCUUUAGUAACCUAUUGUUUGCCUUUUCGACUGUACACUUCUUUUUGAAAUAUUAAGCAAUUUGUAAAUGCCUACACAGAGAGAGAGAGAGAGAGAGAGAGAUGAGAAAUGAUAGGUAGAUGAUAGAUAGAUAGAUAGAUAGAUAGAUAGAUAGAUAGAUGGAUAGAUAGAAAUAUAGAGAGACAUCUCUAGAAAGAGCUGCCUGUCUUCCACUCCAGCAGUGGUCUAGUGGAACAGGGACUUAUUUCUCAGCAUGGGCCAUGAUGUCAUCUCCUGAGAUGGUCCUUGCCAAUCUUCUGCAUGCCAAGUGAAUAAACUUUUCUCAAAGAGAAACCCGUCAGAUAGGCUCAGCAGAGGAAGAGGCAGGUUACAUCAGAAAGAAUGGCUCAGGGCUCAAGUGGCAAUGGCCACCUUUUGUUUUAAAAAUCCCCAUGUUCCUUCAUGAUGACCAACCAGAAUGUCCCAAGCAUUGGGAUCUGCUAAAACGCAAACAAUAAAACAAUCAAAACUUCUAAAACCAAUUCUAGGACAGACACAGACUGGGCAAGAUCUCUCUUCUUCUUGUUGGAAGAAGAAGGUCUUCAGUUGAGGUGUCAAAAAGACAAAGGGAGCCUGUGUGGUGUAGUGGUUAGAGUGUUGGAUUAGGACCUCAAAUCCCCCACUCAGCCAUAAAGCUCAAUGGGUGUGACGUUGGGCCAGUCACUGCCUCUCAGCCAAACCUACCUCACAGGGUUGUUGUGGGGAUUAAACGAGGAGGGGGAGGAACCAUGCAUGCCACCUUGAGUCCCUUGGUGAAAAAGGUGGGAUAUAAAUGUUGUUUAGUUGUUUAGUCGUGUCCAACUCUUCGUGACCCCAUGGACCAGAGCACGCCAGGCACUCCUGUCUUCCACUGCUUCCCGCAGUUUGGUCAGACUCAUGUUCGUAGCUUCGACAACACUGUCCAACCAUCUCAACCUCUGUCAUCCCCUUCUCCUUGUGCCCUCAAUCUUUCCCAACUUCAAGGUCUUUUCCAGGGAGUCUUUUCUUCUCAUGAGGUGGUCAAAGUAUUGGAGCCUCAGCUUCAGAAUCUGUCCUUCCAGUGAGCACUCAGGGCUGAUUUCCUUCAGAAUGGAUAGGUUUGAUCUUCGUGCAGUCCAUGGGACUCUACUGCAAUGAAAUAAUAAACAGAGGUGGAGCCCGCCUAAUAUUUAAUGGGAGGAAAUCGCAAAGGGUAGGAGGUGCCACAACACUAAAAGAAACACAAUGGCAUUUUGUCCAGGACAGGUACUAUCUGUGCUGUGUGAGUAUUUAAGACCUCAGUGGCUGUGGUGUUGUGAAUGUUACCCCAGAAACAACCGUGGGACGGCAUGCCUCACCCCAUCCCUCUCGGUCACUCUCUGCUGAACAUCACAGCGAACGUGACUUUUGCAAGGGAGUGUUAUUGACCACCCCCACCGCCUCCAUUGGCUUAGCGGGUCAAUCGAUAUCCCCCAAUGUCACUCAGAGAUGAGGCUGACCUUCCUCUUGAAUGGAAAGUGACUGGGAUCUAUUUCCAUGGCCUGCGCGGGAGAUGCCCUCCAAACGUGUCAAGCCCUCUCCUCUGCAGACCCAGACAGACCUCUCAGACUCAAACGCCCCCCUUGGUUCAAUGGAGCCGGGCUCUGCUUUCAGUCCCCCUCUCUCUCUUGCCUUAGGAAUCGUAUUGCACGCCCUUUGCUUGCCUUGCAAGGAAGGCCUGCCCAUUGCUGGGGCCGCCCUUGCGGGAAAGCACUCUGUCUGGCGCAAUGAAUAAUUGAAGCGGUAUAGAUUCCUUAAAGUGCUUUUCUGGAGGGUGGGGAGGCGUUUAUGGCGAGGUGGCAGCCGCCUGGCUCUUUCUGCCUGAAAGGUUUCGGUGGAGAGCACCGCAGUGCUUCGUGCUGUCUGUCCCACAGGCUGGAAGGUGAGCUGCCUGCCUGUUUAAAACGGGCAGAUGCUCCAAGUUUCUUUUUUAAGUUGCCUUCCCAGACAAAUCCAGCAGCUGCAGUGUGUCCCCAGGGCUAUGGUUCUGUCAGUAUCCAAAGCCACCCCCCACCCCCCGACUGGUGUGUUAUUGUGGGUUUCUUGUACAACAUGUUCCCGACACAAUAACAGUGCAUUAGCGGUGGAUUUAUUCUGCUUUAUUAGUUGAUCUCUGAUGUUUCCCCAGUGAUUCUACCAUGUCAUUGCUGUCUGGAAGGGCUAUCAAAAGUCAGCCAACCCCCACCCACCCUCAGAAAAUUUUCAGUAUGCAAAGUUUCAUAUAAUUGUAGAAUUAUAGAGCUGGAAGGGACCCUGAAGAUCUAGGGUCCAAUCCAGUGCAGGAAUAUGCAGUUAUCCCUCCACGGUUGAGACAGCAACACUUCUGAAUCCCAGGCACUGGAAGAUGGGAGAUAAUUGUGUUUGAAUCCAGUGUUUGUGCCCAGCAGCAUAGCAAUGCUUUCAGCUUCUCCUGCUGUCCUGCAGCGCCCGUGUCGCCCAGCAACCCCCCUGCAGCCCAGCAACCCCCAGGCCACCCCACGGUCCCCUGUGGCACCUGGUGCACCCCUCCCCUCCCAGGCCUUCCUAUGCUACUGCUUGCUCCUUUCGCACAGGCAUCUGGUUGGCCACUGUGAGAAAAGGAUGCUAGACUCAAUGGGCCAUGGGCCUGAUUCAGCAGGGCUCGUCAUAUGUUCUUAAGGGGAAUCAGGCCUGCUAGGACAACUCCCAACAGCUGCAGCUCUUGCCAAGCUGAACAGAAGAAGCUGGCUUGGACAGAGUCAGAUCCUUACACCAGCCAGCAGCUCAUUGUCUCCAUAUUCAAAGCUCUCCAGAAAAGAAAGGCUUCUCUCUCUCUCUCUCUCUCUUUCUCUCUCUCACAUGUGCCGUAUUCACAGUCCUCCCCAUUGCCCUCUCUACCUUCCUCUGGUCAUCCAGAAGGCUGAAGAAUGCAGUGUGUGCAACAAUAUAAUCUGCGCCAGCAUUUCCUUGUUGGCAAGAAGGAAAUGGUAAGAAAGCAUCAGCUGGAGAGAGAGAGAAUAAGUGGUGUAAGGCCACAAACAUCCCUUAAUUAACAUUCCUGAGUUCUGAGGUGUUUCUUUGGAGACAAAGCACGCUGGACUCUUUCUCUCUCUCUUUGGUCCAAGCCAAAAAUGAGCCAGGAUCCCAGAAAAGAAAGCCUUGCGAUGUGCUUUCGAUGUGGAAAGCGAAUGUUCCUCCUGGGAAAUGGAGAAGGGGCAAAAAGGACAGAAACGCCCCCCAAGCUCACCAGAAAGUCGGCCUGGAAAACUCAGUGCAAGGAGGCAAGGGAUAAAUUGUACUAUCAUGCCACCUCCAGAACAUCCACAUAUAAUCAGAAAUAUGUUUAUUGGGACUGAAAAGCCCCCAAAGCCGGCCAGGUACCAGAUGGCAAUUCUUAAAAUAGAAAUGGGUGUUAAUAUAAUCUCAUUCCAUUAAAAUAAUCCAUAGAAACCUCCUCUGUUGGGGUUGUGGGGGCCUUGAAGUGAAACAACAAAAUCUUAUAAAAGGGAGUAAGAUUACACUAUGGGCUGUGAGUGGAGAUAGAUGACGCUGAGUCUGUUCUAGUUGUGGGAUCUUGGGUUGCCUCCAAACUGGCACUGUUUUGCAGGAGACACUCAAGCACAUACCAGAAAUGUGGGGGAUGUACAAUCAAAGUGGGGUGACACAAAUCUAUUUCUUUAAACAAUCCAAUUCUAAAAAAAAAAAGCCCAGACUUUUUGCAGAGAACAGUGAUGGAGCAAUGCACUGAAAAGUGUGGGAUGAACAGGUGAUUGAUGAGAAGACUUAUAAAGAAAUCAGAAUGAAUGCCCAUCGUCAUAAAUCAAAUCAAGAGGAAUGCUCAAUAAAGAUAGGACAUUGUCUAAUCUCAGCGUAAGCUUUGUGAAAGCAAAUCAAGAUGAAUGAUGCCCAAGAAGCAUGCUGCCUAAAGAAACCCUCAGCAAAAUGAUCUUUGAGGUGGCUCUCCCACCUUUCCCCCUACCAUGUACCAUAUUUUUCGCUCUAUAAGACGCACCAGACCACAAGACACACCUAGUUUUUGGAGGAGGAAAACAAGAAAAAAAUAUUCUGAAUCUCAGAAGCCAGAACAGCUGCACAGUGAAAGCAGCAAUCCCUCUUGCUGUUCUGGCCUCUGGUAUAGCUGUGCAGCAUGCAUUCGCUCCAUAAGACGCACAUACAUUUCCCCUUACUUUUUAGGAGGGGAAAAGUGAGUCUUAUAGAGCAAUAAAUACAGUAUUUCACCCUGUACAUAGAUCAGCUUUCUCCAGCCUGGUGCCUUCCAGAUGUUUUGGACUACAACCCCCAGACACCAUGACUGAGGAAGGCUGCUAAAGAGUAAACAGCUUGCUCUGGGUGUGUGCAACUACCACAUUCUGUAUUGGGUGCCAAAAUACAUUUCUCAGCAUUUGUAAGUUUCUAGUCCUGACACUGGGAAAAUGAGCUGGAGAAAGUGUGGACAAUGCCUGUUGAGCUCUUGGGGCUGUGUAGACUUGAUUCUGUUCGGCUUCUUGACCUUUCUAAUAUUUAGCAGAAAUAAGCUAUGCAUAAUUUUUUUUAAUGCAUUUGCUUCAUAUGCAUAAACUCUUCAGGUUGCACAAUCAGAGGCUUUUCUUGGCAUGCAUUUUGGACGUGCAGAAAGUGAAUCAGUCCAGCCCUGCCUCACAAGUGGCCAAGAAUCUUGCUGGGGAGGUGGCAACAGGCAGAACUGGAAGGCUUCUAUGGAGUUCUGCCUUCAGGCUCCUUGCUGUACAUUCAUAUUUUUCUUAUAUAACGGGGUGGCACUGGAGAGAACAGCUUAGAAAUCUGCCAGCGUGAUGGAGCUCCUUUGUCCUCAGGCCCCUGCUGACUCACUGAUGACAACUGACUUAAAUGUCCUACUUCAUAAAACUCCUCUGUGUCAAGUAAGGACAGCUUCCUCCCAGGAUGGUCUUACUGAUGCAUGGUGUGAUUUGGAAAAUGUUUGCAGCUGAAACAUAGCCGGCAAGGAAGCUCCCACUUUUGUAUCUUUCUGGCCACCAGAGAGUGCCUCAGAAUCUCAGUUACCUUUGGGCAGAAUUUGGGAUUUUUUAAUUUAAAAAAUACAGACCUGACACACCCAAGGGCAUGUGAAGAAACAAAGUACAGCUCCCGUAUUUGCAAAGAAAGGAGCAUUUUAGCAGAUUCAGCUUGCCGUGCAUGGGUAAGAAAUGUGAUUGGGUUGCUUUGUUCUAUAAUUUCCAGCUUGCCUUUCCAAAUUACAGUAAGCUAUUUUUAUGAUGAUUUGCAACAGUGGAUACAAGCCCUGUGUUGUUUCCAGCAACUGGAAGACUCAAGACCAGACCUUAUAUUCUGUGGCUUCCCAGACUGCACCCUGACCCCAGCUGCUGGUAAAAAAGGAGUUCCAGGAAUUGCUUACUCACAAGUAGGCAACAUACUCAAGAGUGGCAUGACAACUCUGGGCUGGAAGGUGCAUGUCGUGCCGUCACUCUGGCGCCUGCGUUCUUGAAGCUCCAAGGCUUCUUCAGCAGAUUUCCUGCUAGAGGGAUCUCCCAGGGGAUCCUCAGCAACUGGUCCAAGUGGAAGCUCUACCUGCUCCCCAAGGCCUUUGACCUGUAGAGUGUCUGGUUUGUCCUCCAUGUACUCAACAAUACAUGUGGAAAGUAUCUAGAGAUCUUAGUAGAUCACAAGCUUAACUGGAGCCAACAUUGUGGUGCAACAGCAAAGAAAACUAAUGCAAUUCUAGGCUGCAUCAUCAGAAUAGUGACCAGAUCAAGGAAAGUCAUGGUUUCAUUCUAUUCUGCCUUGGUUAGACCACACCUGCAGUAAUAGGUCCAGUUCUAUGCACCACAAUUUAAGAAGGAUAUUGACAAGCUGGAACAUGUAUAAAAGAGGGCAACCAAGAUGAUCAAGAGUCUGAAAACUUAGUCUUAUGAAGAACUGUUGAGGGAGUUGGGUAUGCUUCGCUUGCGUAAGAGAAGAUUGAGAUUGAUAUGGGAACCAUUUUCAAAUCUUUGAAGGGCUAUCACAUGGAAAAUAGGGCAAGCUGCUCCAGAGGGUAGGACCCAAACCAAUGGACUCAAACCAAUGGACUCAAAGGUGGUGAACUCUCCUUUAUUGGAGGUUUUUAAGCAGAGGUUGGUGACCACCUGCUUGAGAUUCUUUAGCUGUGAUUCCUGCAUUGCAGGGGUUACUCUUGUGGUCUUUUCUAACUCUACAAUGCUAUGAUUCUAUUACUUGGUGUCUGGCAUCAGGUCAGGUCGAGGCAUGACAGGCAGGUGGCAAACCGUGAAUGGCCUGGGCAGAGCCAUGUUCCAUUCACUUUGGGAGUGCAACAGUUUUACAAGGCAAUGUGGAUGAAGUUGCUGAAUGAUGAGCAACUUGUGUUCAUUACCCCUUCUCCUCAUGAUAAGUUGCUUGUUUUCUGGGCAAGGAGGGGGCCUGUGUUGGCUCCAGAGUUCUUGUAAUAUAGGCCAGGUGUUUCAGCACCAUGGGGAGCUCUGAGGGAGCCACUUGGCUCCAGCAGGGCCUAGAGGACCAGAGUCUCUGCCUCCCAUCUGUUGCUCCUCAACUCCACCUACUUUGUGAGAUUAGCAAUCCUUAAUGAACCAACCCUCUGGUCUACAGAUGGGCAUUUCUUUUGUGCUUCCUGGCCUUCCACCUGGCACGUAUCCUGUGUCAUGGAGUAGACUAAGAGACCAAUGGAUUCAAAUGACAAGAAAGGAGAUUCUAACUCAACACAAGGAAGAAUUUCCUGACGUUAAGUGCUGUUUGAUAGUGGAACAAGCUCCCUCAGAAAGCAAUGGACUCUCUUUCAAUUGAAGCUUUUAGAUAGAGGUUCAAUAACCACCUGUCAGGAAUUAUUUAGCUGUGAUUCCUGCAUUGCUCCUGAGUUGGAGGAGAGUUGCAGUCCCUUCCAACUCUACAAUUCUGUGAUUUUGUGAACAUGAAGAAGCUGCUGAUCUGGAGUCAGGUGUUUCCAUAGCUCUUUGGGCAGCUGACCUUCCUCCCCAAAAACACAGAUACACAUAUACACACUCCAAGGACUUAACUGGAUGGAGGUGGUCAUUGGAAUCCCUGGUGUUACACUGCCAAUGUGACUUUCUUCAAGAGUCUCUACCACCACCUCUGCCACCACCCAGUUAGUUUUAGAAACUUGAUUCCUGCCACCAAAGAGCUGGGAAAACUGUGAGUCAGCUCAGACCUUUGAGCACGAAAAGCUGAACAAAACAGGCUGUCAGAAUUUGAGCUACUUCAUAUGCAAGGCAAAGGAGGAAGCAGAGGAAAUGGCUUUUGAUAUUAUAAUUUUUCUGAAUGUGGAUAAGACAGGCUUGGAAUGCACCAUUCAUGAGGCUGGAUUCAGCAAAAUCAGGGGAUAAAUAGUGCUACAUUACAAUGGGCUUAAGAUCCUUGACAUGCAGUUAGCCUGCUCCUAGACAAAGUAGUUUAUAAAAAUGGUAAAGAUUUGACUCAGAAAUAUCACUAUGGCGUAGAACUGGCUCUGCUCCCUUACACUAUCGGUAAUUCAACGAAAUCUUUCUUUGUUGACUUCAUCAGGCGAGUGAUAAAUGGAUAGAGGAAGAGGGCAAUAUAUUCUCCCUUGUCACUUCCCAAGUGAUGUUGCAUAAAUUAAUAUGUUUCUGCAUAUCCAUAAUAAACAAAUGCAGAAGGCAUGGAAGUCUGCCAGUCUUUCAGGUGCCACAAGGCUCUAUUGUUUAAACUCCAUGUGGAUUAUCAUUAUUUUGAAAGUACCUAACAGUCUCCUAAGAGGUCAUUAGAGAUUUUAAUUUUAAAAGUGAUUAAAGUGCAAUGACUGCCUAAGUCCUCUGUUGUGAGUGUACAAGCAGUGUGUACUCUGGACUACCCCCUCCCCCCAAAAAAAUCCUUAUUUUUGUUGUUGUUGCCAAGAUCCUGAGAAUUUUCUGAAAAGCCUAAAUUGUGAACCCAAAUAUUUCGCAGGUUAGAAGCAAAUCAGUACAGAUUGUCUUAUCUUUCCUCAUUUAUCCUGGAGUCUCCUGGAGUCUUGGCAAGGCAAGACUGAAGCUGCCAUCAAUCUCUUCCACCUCCUCUCGCUUCUGACCUUUGGGUUUCAAGCUUACCUCUUCCCCCAUAUGGACUAGGAACUUGCUGAGUUCUAUACUGAUCAUACUGACUUUGGGGGUUUCACAAAGCAGUUGUAGCACUUGAAGGCACAGCCAUUGUGUGGGUUUGUGCAUGGACUUGGAUGGAGGCUGCUCUUCCUUUCGGCAAUUCUUUUUACCAUGGUGUGUGUGUGUGUGUGUGUGUUGGAAUCAUGAGUCACUCCCCAAAGUCUUGGAAACUGCUGGCUGGAUGUGUGAGAGCCUCUGUCCUGAGACUCUCACAUGACGCCAAGAACCCUUUUUGUGCAGGAUGAACUUUCUUCCCAUUCAGCCCCUAAAAGAGCCAUUCAUCUCUGGGUGCUCCAAGGGGCUGAGUCUCCUGCUGUUUCUGCCAUACUGAGCAGCCUUCCAGGGGACCCGGUGCAAAAGUCACAUCCAGCUGCAGCUGCAAUCUUGCCUUUCCCAGCUUAUGGCAGGCGCAGAAGCUUCAGAGUUGUUUACAGGAAAUACAGCAGGGCGAGGAAGGGCCCCCUCUCCCCAACCCCCCUCCCUCCCCUUUCUCCCUGCUCUGACAAAUUCACAUGGGUUGCUUAUGGAUGACUUCCGCUCUUUAGAAUGGAAAUCUGGGAGAGAGCUUGGCUGGGUGACCAAGUGUAUGGCUGUGUAUGUGUAGAUGAGAACACACAUAAUAAAAAGAGGGAAUGAACUGCAGGCUCCUUGCUAUCAGCUUUGUAAGUCAAGCGGGUGCAUUGGCCAGCACUGGCACUGUGGUGUAAACGACUGAGCCUUGGACUUGCCGAUCAGAAGGUUGGCAGUUCGAAUCACUGAGAUGGGGUGAGCUCCCGUUGUUUGGUCCCUGCUCCUGCCAACCUAGCAGUUCGAAAGCACGUCAAAGUGCAAGUAGAUAAAUAGGUACCGCGGGAAGGUAAACGGCGUUUCUGUGUGCUGCUCUGGCUUUGCCAGAAGCGGCUUAGUCAUGCUGGGCACAUGACCCGGAAAAACCGUCUGCGGACAAACGUCGGCUCCCUCGGCCAGCAAAGCAAGAUGAGCACUCCAACCCCAGAGUCGUUCGUGACUGGACUUAACUGUCAGGGGUCCUUUACCUUUAUAUAUAUAUAAAUUCUACUCCCCACCCCAUACCCACUGCCUUGAGGUACAUCUUUGUGAGAAGAAAAGGCUAUGGAGUAAACCCUUCACAAACCUGGAACGGAGUCUGUAAGAUGGUUAGAUGGCAACUUGUACGCCUCCUCCCAGCAACUCCUGCAGCCAGAUUGGUGCCAAACAUAUUGCUCUGCUUUCCUUUGGACCACAUCAGCGAGGCUGAGAGGGAGAUCUUGUUGUCUGGGUAGCCCGGGACCUCCAUACAUACUGCCUAGGCUUGCACUCCAUUGUUUCUCAAGACAGACUGAUGCCAAUAACAGUUACACCCCACCCCAAUCUCAUUGACAGCCGAACAGAUCUUGCUUCCCCAUUGGAUCCAGCAAAGAGCAAGCAUGUCUCUGCAUCUCCUCACUCACUCACACCACUUUGGCUAUUAUUCUCCUACUGGUAGUUAUAUAAGGGUGGUGGUGGUGGAAGAAAUGCCCUCCCAUUAGCCUGGAUGGUACUAUCCCCUAGUUUUAGCUCUUGCAACCUAGCUCAUUAUUUUGUGGUGGUGAAGAGGACUCUUAAGUAGCCAGUUAAGAUCUUACAUUGUCUUACAAAGAGUGAACUCCCUCCCUCCAUGCAUUUGGUGGGCUUGUUGUUCUUGGCAGACAUGCAGGCUUGCUCUCUGGUGGGCAGCCGAGCUGUGAGUUUCAGCAGGAUGUGAAGUCUGGUUUAUUCUCUCCAGAGACCGGGAUCUGGCUGACACUAGAUUCCCAUAGACCAGAGGUUGGGAGCCUCAAGCUCUGGGGGCCAAAUGCAGCACUUCAGGACUCCCUAUCCGGCCCAGGCUUCCCAGGCCAUGCCCCUCACAGGCCCCGUGCUGCACACUCCUUGGGGGCAUUUGGCUUGACUGGGGAGUGUCCUUGAACUCUGAUACAAUCCCCCUUGCUUGCCUGGAUGAAGGAUGCAGAGAUCUGUGCAGGGCUGAAAUAUAAGAGUCCCACCUGUUGCUUGACCUCCUUUUUGCCUCCAGCCACACCCACUAUUGACUCUGGCAUGUGGCCCCUAGGAAGGAAUGUGUCCCUUGGCUCCACACCCCUGAGACAGGCUGUGGUCUGACCUUUAUGGUAUUACCGUAUUUUUUGUUCCAUAAGACGCACCUGACCAUAAGACGCACCUAGUUUUUAGAGGAGGAAAACAAGAAAAAAAAAUCUGAACGAAACAGUGGAUGUAUGAUUUUUGUGGUUCAUGCUGUGACCACAGACAUGUGAUUUGACAGUGAGUUUGGAGUAGCCCAAUGCAAAAAUCCUGAGGAUCCAUUUGGAUCCAUGCUUUGUAACCACGUUUUUGCGCCAUUGCGGCUCCAGGCAACAGUGGGUGGGUGAUUUUUUGGUGCAGGCUAUAGCCAUGGACAUGCUAUGUGAUCUGAUGGUGAAUUUGAGGUGACCCAAUGUAAAAAUCCUGAGGAUCCAUGGGCUUUUACCUCCCCCUCCCAGGCAGCCUCCUUUAUUGCUAGCUUCCCUUAUCUCCCUCCCCAAUCGCUUACUAAUCAGCUGCUUCCUUUCAACACCCCCUUCCCUCUUGUUUGCCUUAGUGUCUUUUCCUUAGCUGGAGCAGUUUUUUUGCUCCUCCUUUUCUUCUAAUUUCUCUCCUCAUUGCUUAAGCCUUCCUGUCUCCUCUCCUUGCAAGUUUGCUAUCUUUACCUCCUCCCUCCCAGGCAGCCUCCUUUAUUGCUAGUGUCCCUUAUCUUGCUCCUGUUCACUUGCCAAUCAGCGGCUUUGUUUCAACACCCACUUCCCUCUUUCAAAAAAAAAAGAAGCAGCAUGAUCUGCAUUUUGCCCCUGGGCAAUUCAGCUCCAGGGAUCACACAUUCGCACCAUAAGACGCACAGACAUUUCCCCUUACUUUUUAGGAAGAAAAAAGUGCGUCUUAUGGAGUGAAAAAUACGGCAUUAUGGGUGUCUAGGUGCCAAAACGGGGGGUGUACUUCUGUAUCUUGUUGGGUCUCCCUUUCUGUUUUAAGUGUGGGAGCCUGAGGCACCCCUCAUAAAAGGUGACAUUGCUAUAACCCCCCUCCAAAAAAACCCCUCUACGUUUCCCCCUUUGCAGAUGUCAUGGCGGCCGCAGUAUCGCAGCUCCAAGUUUCGAAACGUCUAUGGCAAAGUGGCCAACCGAGAGCACUGCUUUGACGGGAUCCCAAUCACCAAGAAUGUCCAUGACAACCACUUCUGUGCAGUGAAUACGAAGUUCCUUGCCAUAGUAACGGAAAGUGCCGGAGGGGGCUCCUUUCUUGUCAUUCCACUGGAACAAGUAAGCGACUCUUUGUUUGAUUACGAUCAGCAGCGUCACAUGCCACCACAAUCUCCGAGCGCUGAGAGACUCUAGGGUUUCCAAAAGCUUACCACGGUCCUGUUUCCUUGGAAGGAAGGUCAGAGGAGAUUGUGGGGUCUUCAGGAUAGUUGAUUUCAUUUACUCAUAUAUACAACCUUAGCAUCAGAUGGAGGGGCUCACAGAAUUAACACCUCAACAGAUCUUGCUUCUCCUUGAGUUGCAGCUUUGGAUCCAGCACUGAACAAGCAGGUCUCUGUGUCUCCAGCUUCCAGCCUACUUCCAGUUUAGCUCUCUCACACCUCACUGGUUAGUGUUCUCCUAGCUAGUAGCUAGGUGAGGGCGUGGAAGAAAGGCACAUCCGCUUCCCCUCUGGCACACAGCAGCCUCUUUGGUUAUGCUAAUCCGUUUAACUAGUCAGCCACAAUCUUUGCCAAACAAAAGGAAUGGUUAGCCAACUUUGCUUCCAUAUAUUCUACCCCCACAAGUAUAGGAUCCCAUGAAUUGGAAGGGAUUUAGGGCAUCAUCCAGACCAGACGUAGGCAAACUCCAGCCCUCCAGAUGUUUGGGACUACAAUUCCCAUCACCCCUAGCUAACAGGACCAGUGGUCAGGGAUGAUGGGAAUUGUAGUCCCAAACAUCUGGAGGGUUGAAGUUUGCCUAUGCCUGAUCCCCCCCCCGCAUGCAUAUCAUCAUCAUCAUCAUUAUUAUUGCUCAACAAGCUUAUGUUAACCCCAGUUUAUUGUCCUUCCAACAUGGGGGAGGGACUUUCUUUGUUUUGCCUUCUGUUCUCCAGCUGCUGCCAACGGCAACUCAAGUGGAGAAUCUUUCUGCAUGGGAAAAAGUGGAACCAGCAUCUUGAAAACGUAAAACAUUGGGGUGGGGGAGGGGGAAUGUUUCACCCCCACAUUUUCCUGCAAAUGAUUGCAUGUGUUGACUUUGCCCUGUGGGAUUUCCCUAAGAUGCUUGUGUGGAUUUUAAAAAUUAAACAUGAAAGUCUGGGUUAUAAAAUUUUAAACACCGAGUAAUUUUAAACCGACUUCCUGGAAAUGGGCCUCAGGGAGGAUGCAGGGGCACCUGUCAGUCACGUUUAUUUAUGGUCCAAGGCUCUCAGGCAAUGCUAUAAUAAUUGCUAUAGGGUUCAGGGUGUGGCUGCAGCUUAGAUGGAUAGAAAUGGGCUUGAUUCCCUUUCCACGGAAAGGUGUUGGAGAGAGAUUGAUGCUGUGAACCAGCACUGCAUUCACCCACAAUCAAUAGUGUGUGUAUGUGUGUGAGAGAGACACGGGGGCGGGGGGGAAGAAAGAGAGAGAGAUCCCUAACCCCAGAGCUGAUAAUCCCAUCAGACUCUACUGGCUAGUCUGAAUCUAUAAACAGCCAAAUAUAGCCCUGGUGGGGAUGUUCUUUAUCUCAUUUCAGCUGGGAUUGUGCACCUUUCCAGGUGUCCUGCUUAUCAAACAUGCAUCCUGACCUGUUUGCAAAACAUUUCCAGGGAAAUUCGAUGAUGUCAGCUAUUCAUUGAGCAUAUAGCCUCAUUUGUUUGAACAGAGAUUACACAAUGUUACAUUGACAGUGCAUUUCCCCAUCACUUCCCCUAUCAUAAAACAUUGUGCGUGUGUGUGUGUGUGUGUGUGUGUGUGUGUGUGUGAGAGAGAGAGAGAGAGAGAGAGAGAGAGAGAGGCUUUGUUGCCCCAGAGUGCCAAAUCAGCUUUACAACCUAAAUUUGCUGGAGACCAGGGUUCAAAUCAUUACUUGGCCAUGAAACUCACUGAGUGACCUUUGGGGGUUGUUGUGGGGAUUCAAGAAAAAGGGGAAGAAAACCCUGUGCUCCACCUUUAGCAUCUUGGAGAAAAGGUGAGCUUUCAAUGCAAUCAAUCAAUCAAUCAAUCAAUAAAUAAAUAAAUAAAUAAAUAAAGCCCUCUGCUGCACAGGGUUUUUGCCAGUGCAACUGCUGUUGUGCAACAUUAAAGCUCACCCUUCCACUUGUGUUAGCAGACAGAGAAUUCUGGAUUAAGUUCAUGUUCUGGAAGCACCCAACAUCUUUGCCACGGCAUUAGCAAUCAGUUAUCCACCCGGUCUUCCAUUGUCUGUGACCAACAGCCAUCACAAUGUAAUACACAAAAACAAUACAGUCCAAGAGCUGGGGUCCUCCAGAUGGCCUUUCUCUUCAGAUUUCAUCCUGUUUUACAUGCACAAAGUUUCGGUGGCAGUUAGAUCAUAUCCAGCCUUCAGAGAGUAUUUGUUCCGAUUUGUUUGCAGGGAGGUUAUAUGGCAACGAACAUUUGUCCUGCAUUCAUUCUGAUUUCCUUGUCACUGGCCAUUCAUUCAACCUGCAUUUUUUAAAACCAUUUGCCUAGCCAUAAAAAUCUUAGGUGUGAACACCUUAUUCCACUUUAAACCUGGAAACCAGAAGUUCCAAUAUGUGACUGAAUCACUCCCACAGAACACAGAAUCUGGAGGUGAUCUAUGUUAAACAUGUCACAUUUCAGAAAUGCAAAUGGUCAAAACAUGGAAUUGUAAAGCUUUCCUCCCAAUUUGUUCAGGGCUUAGAACAAUCUUCCUGGCAGUCAACAUGGAUUUGCAUAAAAAGCAGUCCAUAACUUUCUCACUGCUGGUGUAUGUGAAGCUACCCUACAGGCAGCAAACCAAUCUACAUUCAUAGAGUCAUAGAAUUGUAGAGCUGGAAGGAACACAAAGGGUCAGCCAGUUCAAGCCCCUGCACUGCAGAAAGUAGCCAGCAGCCAUCUAAUUUUGAAAUCAGCUAAAUGUCCACCUAAAUAAUUCUGGGAUGAAUGCAUUACUUUAAAUCAGCCAUGCUAGCUAGGGCCUGAUGAGCAUUCUUGUCCAGGGGUAGGCAACCUAAGGCCCGGGGGCCAGAUCUGGCCCGAUCGCCUUCUAAAUCUGGCCCACGGACCAUCCGGGAAUCAGUGUCUUUUUACAUGAGUAGAAUGUGUGCUUUUAUUUAAAAUGCAUCUCUAGGUUAUUUGUGGGGCUUGCUUGGUGUUUUUACAUGAGUAGAAUAUGUGCUUUUAUUUAAAAUGCAUCUAUGGGUUAUUUGUGGGCCAUAGGAAUUGGUUCAUUUCCCCCCAAAAAAUAUAGUCCAGCCCACCACAUGGUCUGAGGGACGGUGGACUGAAAAAGGUUGCUGACCCCUGUUCUAGUCCAAUGCAUCUGGAGGGCACCAGGUUGAAGAAGGCUGGCGUCCUCUGUCCCUGCAGCCCCUGCCUGCAUGAACUUUUAAUUCCACCUGAGACAGAUUUGAAAUUGGAUUGUGCUAGCCCACCACGGUCCAUAAAAUCAUACUGAUGGGCUGCCAGACUCUGCCCCUAACCCCACCCACCCAUGUACAGGGAGUGGCCUUAUGUGCAUCUGUGAAAUGGUGGAGGGAACAAGGUAUUUGAACUCACUUGGAGAAGGGCCAUAGUUCUGUGCAAAGUCCCAGAUUCAAUCAUUGGUGCUUCUAGGUAGGGCUAGGAAUGUCUUGUGCCUCAAACCCCAAACAGCCAUUGCCCGUCUGUGUAGACAGUACUGAGCUAUUUGGAGCAACGGGUCUGACUUGGUAUAUAUAAUGCAGCUUCCUAGGUUUCUAGUUGCUGGAGCUAGAUAAAAUCAGGGGCGCACCUUGCUGCAUUUGCAUAAUUAACAGGUGGGUUGGGAGAACAAAGAAGGAUUGGAUUAGUUUCUUUGCAAUCAGCUGGAGUCUUUUGAAAUGAACAGACCCCUAAUUAAUAUGCUUCUAUAUUUAGCAGAAAUAAAUUGAGGUAGCCUAGAAACUACCGAGAGCAGCCGCUUCAGCUCAGGAGUCUAAAGUCCUUGCUGCGAUAUUCUGGCGAGCUUUUAUUAAAAUGUCUUUCUUCCCCCUCAUCCAGUACAUUGCCUUCUCUCGGGGGACAUAUGUUCCCCUGCUGGCAGAUCAGAAAUCUUAGCUACUUAUGAUAAAAACCUGCUUCCCUGUUCUUACUGGAAGCCAGAAAAACUCCCACUCAGCAGACUGCAAGGCAGCUAUGGGGGGGGGGGGAAAGCCCCACAUGAGAAGUUUGGGGGAGAAGAUGCGAGCUGCAAGAGACCUACCGAUUCCUUAACCUAGACACGGCCAGGAUCAAGAGCGAGAAGAAGGGAGAUUGGGAAUCUACUGCAGUAGAUUGCUGAGCAUUUCAGUUUUCAGGCAGGAUCCACUUUCAUAGGCGGAAAUUCAGGUUGCAGAAUGUUAGGUGAUUGGGAGGCUAAACGUUAGAAUGUAAGAGAAGCCUGCUGGGUCAGGUCAAAGGGAGCCCAAUUAGUCCAACAUCCUGUUCUCACAGUGGCCAACCAAAUUUGCCUGUGGGAAACCCACAAGCAGGAUCUGAGCACAGCCCUGUUUAGGGAAGUUUUUAAAACUGAUGUUUUGAUGUAUUUUUAACCUUCUGUUGGAAGCUGCCCAGAGUGGCUGGGGAAACCCAGUUGAAUGGGCAGGGUAGAAAUAAUAAAUUGUUGUUGGUUGGGGGUGGUGGUGGUGGUGGACGACCAUAAAGAAGGCUGAUCACCGAAGAAUUGAUGCUUUUGAAUUAUGGUGCUGGAGGAGACCCUUGAGAGUCCCAUGGACUGCAAGAAGAUCAAACCUAUCCAUUCUUAAGGAAAUCAGCCCUGAGUGCUCACUGGAAGGACAGAUCCUGAAGCUGAGGCUCCAAUACUUUGGCCACCUCAUGAGAAGAGAAGACUCCCUGGAAAAGACCCUGAUGUUGGGAAAGAUGGAGGGCACAAGGAGAAGGGGACGACAGAGGACAAGAUGGUUGGAUAGUGUUCUCGAAGCUACCAGCAUGAGUUUGACCAAACUGCGGGAGGCAGUGGAAGACAGGAGUGCCUGGUGUGCUCUGGUCCAUGGGGUCACGAAGAGUUGGACACGACUAAACGACUAAACAACAACAAUAACAAGGUUUCCGGCAACUGGUAUUCAGAAGCAUUCAGGAGGCAGAGUAUAGCCAUCAUGGCCAAUAGCCACUGAAAGUCUUUUCCAUGAAUCUGUGCAAUCCUCUUUUGAAGCCAUCCAAGUUGCUAGCCACCACUGCUUCCUGCAGAAGUGAGUUCCAUAGUUUAACCCUGCAGAGAUUUCCUGCAACAAACCUGACUCCCCCUCCCUCCAAUUGGCAUUUGGGAAAGUGAUGCAAAACUGUGCAGCGAAGUGUGGAAUGGCACUUGCUUUGAUGCAACCUCAUCUAACCUGCCCCGCAAGCAGACCAGAAAGAAUGCUGAUGAAAUAGUCGGUGUCAUCUCAUCUCCCUGCAAAGAAAGCAGUGUGUGCAUCCCCAUUUACCAGCAUCCGUGGCGCUCCCACCACUGGUUUGGGAAGUGAAUUAGCAUUACAUUAGCUGCAGUCCAUAUCUACCUUGUAUCUAUCCUGUCCUUUCUUAUAAAAUGCUCUGUUUUCAUGUUUUCCCCACCCCGAAACCCCCCAGCUUUGAUCUGAAUUGAGGAAAAGAAUGGCCUGUCUGCAUGUUAGGUUGGUAAAGUGUACACAGCCCAAUUCCGGUUGAAUGCUCAGUGAGUCUCAACUGCCCAACAGCAGCAAUAAGGAAACAAAUUUGCUCACCUGUAUUAGACUGCUGAAAUUAGGGGCGAACAGGAGUGGAGUUCUGUCUUAAAGGGUAUGAGCUCAGUUCAGUUCUGAUCAGCAAAAGAGACUUCUCCUGUACAGAAAGUGCUAGGAGGCAUCCCUGUUCUUUAAUUCUAUCUGUAAGCCUUUUUGCACCUGGCUCAGAGUUGUACCAUCGUGGAGUGCUGGGCUAAAACAAAGCAGAUCAGACAAGCGCUUCGGCUAAGAGCAUGAGAAGACAUUCGCUAUGAAUUUCCCAAGGAGUAAAGGAUGUAUGAGAAGAAAAUACUCUCCUGGGUUGUAACUGUUUAAGCCCAGAGGGAUUUCAUUAGAACAUAAGAAGAGUCUGCAGGAUUGGACCAGUGGCCCAUCUCGUCCAGCAUCCUGUUCUCAUGGCGGCCAAGCAGGGACUUGUGGGAAACCAGGAAGCAGGAUUCGAGCACAAGAGCCCUCUCUCCCCUCCUGUGGUUUCCAGCAACUGGUAGUCAGAAGCAUUGUUACCUCCAACUUUGGAGAUAGAGCGUUGGCAUCCUGGCAAGUAGCCAUCGAUAACCCUCUCCUCCACGAAUUUAUCCAAUCCUCUUCUAAAGCCAACUAGAUUGGUGGUCAUCCCUGCCACCUGAGAUUUGGAUCCUUUGCCUAGAAUCAGAUGGAAAAGACACCUCAGUGAAAUUAUCCGGUGGGAACUCAAGACACCAUCUUCCCUAAGAGAAGGCUAAACAACCAGAAGUCACUGUUCUGUCUUCUGAUGGUGGCACUGAAAUUAGCAAGCUGCAUCAGCGGUGAGGGAACGAGGCCAGCGAGAAAGAGAGAGGCAGCGUACUCGUUGAGAUCUCGUAACUUGAGAUUUCAGGCAGGCAGCAGAGUGGGGGCAGCAGUGGCAGGGAAGUGUAAGCAGGGUGCCCCCUCAAGCUCGGCAGUGCCCCCUCCAUUUCCUAAGAAUAAAGGCCCAUUUCAUUCCCCCAAUUAGCUCCCCCAAUGAACCUCUUCCUAAGCUGCCGUCUUUAAUUGGGUUGACUACAGAUGGAGGAAAGUACAAUCAGCGUUCUAAUUGUGAGACGCAGCUUGAUUCCGAUUAAUAUUCCAAAAACAAGGUACAUGAGCUGCAAUCGGGAGUGACUCUCCUGUCUCUUUGCCACUGAAUCUCAAAUCCAGAGUCAUUAAUAUAGCACUUUAGCAUCUUUUGUUGUUAACCCCUUGUGGUCAGAACAGAGCAUCCAUCUUGAUCAUCAAGAUGUCCCACAUCUCUGGUUUAGGAGCAUAAUUUUUUUCCUAAUCACCUGUUGGCUGAAAUGCAUUUUUUCAUACUUGCCAAUAUCAUCUCCGGGGGGUUGUUGUGGACUGGGUUAUUGAAGGCGCUUGACUGGACACACUGAGCAAGCAUCUUUGACUAUUUGUACAUGGAGAUGACAUCACACAAUGCUCAUGCAGAUCUCCAUAGGGAUCCAAACACAAAAGAACCAAACUUGUCGGCCCUUCGCUUUAAAAGCAAACUAUAGGUUCACUGUGCAAUUUGUUGCCCCAAUGCAGAGUUUGGUUCUAGGCUACAUUCCCAGAAAGUGUACCAUUUAGGGGUUCUGGAGCAGUGCUUGUAAACACUUAGAACCGUAGUAUUGUAGAGUUGGAAGGGAUCCCAAGGGUCAUCUAGUUCAACCCCCUGCAAUGCAGGAAUCUCAGCUAAAGCAUCCAUGACAAUCCAGUAUCCUGUUUUCAUAGGCGUCAGCCAGAUGCCACAGAUUUAGAGGGCAUCUCAUACCUGGAGAAGAAUGUUUCUUUUGAUUCAGCCUUUGACCUUUCUAUCUCCUCAGAAGUCACAGGACCAGAGGAGUCCAUAAUGCCAGCACCUUUCCAGUCUUAAGACAUUAUAGACACCAGCUCAGAUGUCAUAAUAGAUGCAGGUAAUUCCUUUGUAGCAGGACAGCCAGUCAAAAGAGGCAUGAUAAUAGCCGUCGAUUGUACAAGUCCUUCCUUGAUGUGUUUAUUUGUUCGAUGGCUUCAUCAGGGUUGCCUUACAUCCUGGACAUUACCAUGAUUUCAAAGGCAGAAGUGACGUCCAGGGAGAAUUUCUGAAAGGUGGCGCUUUGUCCUGUAUCUUAGGCAAGUCAAUUCAAAAAUCAUAUUUCUGUAAAAAUAAAAAGCCAAAUAAUUUCAGGUUUUCCUUAAAAAGACUCAGCAAUUUUGGGGUCUUCCUAAAAAGAGCUCAACAACUUUCAAGGUGUCCUGGUGUAACUUUUUGAAAUAUGGCAACCCUAGCUUCAUGCUUGAAUUUUCAUUUUGUGGUUAACACCAGGAAAGUCUAAUGGUGGAAAGUGCUCUACUGGUGCCCAGCUGAGUCACUGGAGAAGAGAUGGCUUUGCGUGCAGGCUAUGUUCUUGGCUUGAGGCGAGCUAAUUGCGUUCCAUCGUGGUGGGGAAAAUAGGAGGGAGGGAAGGGCUGUUGCUGAGAGGCAGGUCAGCUGCUUUGCAUGCAGAAGGUCCCAGGACCAAUCCCCAACAGCAUCUCAGGGACUGAACCUGGGAGUGUCCCCUCCCUGAAAUCCUGGGCAGCCACAUUUCUAGUCAGCGUGGACAUUACAUAGCUAGAUGAACUGGUGGUCUCUGUAUAAAUAAGCUCCCUCUGUUUCUGAUGUGUAUCCUAUCAGCUUUAACAUGCUUGCUGCUUGCCUCUGAACAAAACCUCCAGCCCCUCUUUUCAGAGACACGUUGGUUCACUGCUUGGCUCACGUGCCCUGAAGGUCUUAAUUGCCCCACAAAUUCAGAUCCUGGAAUCAGCAUUUUGGAGCCAUGGAGAGAUUUGAAAGGAUCCUGCAAUUAUCUAUGUACUCUCUGUGGACUGUUUGACCUCUUCCAUCCUGUUUUAAUGUGUAGGCAGUGCUAUUAAUAACACACCCAGAUGGGAUUAUAUUUGCAGCAAGCUGAGUCAAAUUUGGUGCAACGAAGAAGUCGUGUGCCCCCCUUCCAGUCUCGAACAUUCCGUAUCUCACUUUUAAAACAGUUUUUUUUUAAAAAAAAUGCAUUUUAUAUCCCACCUUUUUCCUCCAAGGAACUCAAGAUAGCAUACGUGGUUCUUCCCUUCCUCAUUUAAUCCCACAACGGCCCUGUGAGGUAGGCUACGCUGAGAGGCAGUGAUUGGCCCAAAGUCACCCAGCAAGCUUCAUGGCUGAGUGGGGAUUUGAACCCCAGUCUAACACUCUAACCACUAUGCCACACUAGCAUGAUACAAGCUGCUUUACGCAUGGCAUUCAAGCAGCAAGUGCUACUCUUGCCCUUCUGACUGCAAAAGCAAAGUGGAAUAUGUCAGUUGACCCCCAUGUCAGAAGGCCAGACAAACUGAAACGAGUCUUUUACUGAAUUGCAGGGGGGUCAGACUAGAUGCCCCUUCAGCUCCCUUCCAAGUCCAUGAUUCUGUGAGUCAUGUCACCACUGAAAGGUGAGGCAGUUCUUCUUUAGUCUCACAGAUAAGAAAAACAAAGUCUCAAAGCAGCUAACAUUCUCCUUUCCCUUCCUCCCCCACAACGAACACUCUGUGAGGUGUGUGGGGCUGAGAGACUUCAGAGAAGUGUGACUGGCCCAAGGUCACCCAGCAGCUGCAUGUGGAGGAGCCGAGACGCGAACCCGGUUCCCCAGAUUAUGAAUCUAUCACUCUUAACCACUACACCACACUGGCUCUCAGGAAUAUGCAGCUGUCCUGAAUGGGGAUCGAACCUGCAACCUUUUCAGCACUACUCUCUAACCAACAGAGCUAUCCAGGCUGUCAAAGGCGAGAAGGACUGGGGAAAUUAGGAUAUUUUGGGCAGUAGCAUGCAAAGAGAAACAGGGUCUGCCUUGAGCAUGUAGGCUGAAUGACUGACAAGUGGGGAUCCAUUUGGAUGAUUGACGUCUGCCCACGCAAGCAGCUCAGCGCUAGGAGCUGGAGGCAGAGGGGCAUUUUUUGACCACAUUUUGUAGUGUGUAAAAUGUGCCAUCUGGGUAAGAGAGGGGGAUUGCUUUAACUUCGCAAGGUAUGGCUUGUCUGCGCCAAGUGAUGUCAAAGAUAAUUUUGUGUGCGUCCAAUGAGGGUUUCCAUAGCAACAUUUAGCAUUUAGACGGAUGGAGUGGGUACCCAGAAUGGUUGUCAUUAUGGAAAGAAAGAGAAGAAGAAGAAAACCUGGCUGCUAAGUGAGAGCAUUUUGUUUUUAACCGUUUUAGUCUCUUUCCCAUACAAAGGGAGGGGGGAACCCAAACCUGUGGUCAAUGUGGUGUACAAACCAUCACUGAAGAAGCAUAAUGGUAAUUAAUGGGAUCACGCGUUAUGCUGCAAACCAUGUGUGGAAGGUCAGCACGCCUUACAGGGGGUCACUAAUGUCUUUGGCCCCAAGGUCACAUUUGGAAUUUGGGGAGUGGCCGUGGGCACCACCCUCUCCAAUUCCUUCUCCAACACAGUGCCCUCGCCAGCUCACGUUCUCUCGCAGACUCAAAGAGAGGAAGCACAAUCCACCGACUCAGCUUCUCCAAGAAGCCUGGGUAGAAGUUAGAGCCAACAGAGUUUGCUUGAUUUUACAUGAGAUUCUCCUCCUCCUCCUAAGAGGCGACAUGAUAGCCAUCUUCAGAUACACAGAAGCUUGUUUUCUGCUUCUCCAAAAGAGAAGAUCCAAGCCAACAGAUUCAAAUGACAAGGAAAAAAGAUUCCGACUAAACAUUCGGAAGAAUUUCCGGAGGGUGAAAGCUGCUCAGCGGUGGAAUGGAUAACCUCGGAAGGAGGUGGACUCUCCCUAGUCAGAGGUUUUUAGGUACAGAUUAGGUGGUCAUCUGUCAAGGAUUCUUUAGCUGUGAUUCCUGCAUUGCGGACGCAGGUGGCGCUGUGGGUUAAACCAAAGAGCCUAGGGCGGUCGGCGGUUCAAAUCCCCAUGAUGGAGUGAGCUCCCGUUGCUCGGUCCCUGCUCCUGCCAACCUAGCAGUUCGAAAGCACGUCAAAGUGCAAGUAGAUAAAUAGGUACCGCUCCGGCGGGAAGGUAAACGGCAUUUCCGUGAGCUGCUCUGGUUCGCCAGAAGUAGCUUAGUCAUGCUGGCCACAUGACCCGGAAGCUGUAUGCCAGCUCCCUCGGCCAAUAAAGCAAGAUGAGCGCCGCAACCCCAGAGUCGGCCAUGACUGGACCUAAUGGUCAGGGGUCCCUUUACCUUUACCUUACCUGCAUUGCAGGGGGUUGGACUAGAUGACCCUCAGGGUCCUUUCCAAUUCUAUAGUUCUAUGAUCUGCCUGAGAUGUCAUGUGAUCCAGAGCCUUGGGCCUCUGGCUGUGUCAGGCUGGCCAAGUGGGUUUCCGGGGGGGGGGGGCAGGGAUACCACUCCAUUGUGCUGGGAUGGGCAUGACCUUUCCCGUAGGGCGAGGAAGGCUCUUCCUCUGCUCUUCCUGCUGGAGCCGUUCCUGUAAUUUGACAAAGGCCAAUUGUUCCCAGCACAGCUGCUGAAGAAAUGAAGCUCUAUCUCCUAUCGCUGCUGUAGCUCCAUAGAAAAAGAGGCUACAAGUUUAGAAGAUGUUUUACAUACACUGCUCCCCUCAAUCACUAAAUUCCAGGGGGGGGGGAAUGAUUUUAAAGCCUUUUUGAAAAGCUAAAGUGCUCUUUGUCAACUUGGUGCCUGCCAGAUGUUUGGUGCUACAAUUCCUAUCAGCCCCAGAUGGAUGGGAGUUCCAGCCCAAAGCAUCCAGGGGGAUAUUUUAAACUUGAAAGCAAAGUUCCAAAUUUGAACUUCUCCAGAUUUUGCAACAGAGUUCUCUAGCCAACCAUGGUGUUUAAAGGUGUGUAUAUGUAAAGUACAUAAGCAAGAAAUGCAUAUAUUCAUGGAAAUAGCAUGCAAAGUUGCAUUAUAUUAGGAGGCAAUCCUUUGCCUUUGCAAAGAAUGUGUGCAUCCGUCCAAAUUGCACAAAACAUGCACAUUGGGAGAAGUUUGCUGAUGAAUUUUCAUCACACACAAACACCAACCCAGCUUGACAUUCCAAGAGGAAGAACUGCAUGUCCAGGAAAGCAAGAAAUAAAAAUGGUCUGAAAUGCAGCAAAGGGAUGUGGCUAGUGAAGACACACCCUCUUUCCUUCUCGCGCUGUCUCUGUAGCGCCUGCACAAUCGAAGGGCUUGUUCUGCACGAAAUGGUCCAAAGCGAUUCCUCCUGGGUGUGCCAAGGAAGUCAGCCUGAUAUGUUCCAUGAGCUUCAGUUUCCGUCGCCUGCUGCCAUUGGCCUCCUUCCGUUGCUGCUAUGGCCCUAAGAGAAUAGGAGAAGAGAAACAGAACAUAGGAAGAUCCCUGCUCGAUCAGGCCUCUGGGGGCCAUCCAGUCCAGCAUCUUUUUAUCACAGUGCCGGCCGGGUGCCUCAAUGGGGAGCCCAUAAGCAGUGGCGGAGGAACCCUCUCUGGCACCCGGGGCGGGACGCCGAGGGGUGGGACGAACUGCCCGGUGAUGCACGUGUGACAUCCAUAUGGACUGCGCAUGUGCGGCAGCCCGUGCACUCCGUACAGGAUGCCACACAUGCACAGUCCGUACAGGCUGCUGCUCAAGCACGCCAUCCAUAUGGGCUGCCGCUUGCAUGGUGACCGUACGGGCUGCUGCGCGAGUGGCAUCCCAUAUGGACUGUGCAUGUGUGGCAUCCCGUACAGACUGUGCAUGUGCGGCAUCCCGUACAGACUGUGCAUGUGCGGCAUCCUGUAUGGAGUGCACACACACGGCAGCCAGUACAGACAUCCGUAUGGAUGGCGCACGAGAGCGGCAGCCCCCACACUGACUGCACGCGCCCUCGGCCACUCUACAGCUGGGGGGAGGCAGGGGCCAUAUUCCAUGAGCUUCAGUUUCCAUUGCCUGCUGUUUAGUGUGAAUACCACACAAUAUUUUAUUCAUUUAGAUAUACAUUUGUUCUCUUUACUUAUUCUGUCUGAAAGCACGACCAGCAUUUUUAAAUGGGCACAAACUGCUUCAGAAACAUUCCCCGGAAUGGAAUGAUGUCGUAGACAGCAACCAAUCUAUGCUGUACACAGCCGACCUUGGCUGAAAAUUUGCUGAGCUGCUUUUCUCUACACUUGACAGGUUGGGGUCCUGCCCACUUGUCAGGGUUGUCCCAUCCCGGGGGGAGCUAAAGGGCUGGUCAUCUAGGCCAAGAAGCUUGCCUGAUUGCCCCCAUUUGCAGCCUGAUGCAACAAACCCACUUUUGUUUUUUAAGGACUAUCUGUGGUUCGGAAGGGGACAGGGAAAUAAAUGCACUGGAAAGUGUGGGGUGAAGGAAUUAUUAACAAGAAGAUGGAUCAGAAUGAAUGUCCAAUAUACACCUCUUCAUAAGCUUUGUACAGGCAAACUAGGUUGGAUACCCAGUAAACUAGCCUGGAGGAUCCCUUUGUGUUUUCUUUGGCCCUGAUUCUGCUGCUCUCUGCAAGGAGAAGCUUAGACUCCUCAGUCAACUACUUCCUCCUGUGUCCCUUUGCCAGGCUCUGCAGUAAAGCUUCCUUCCAAGGCAGUAGCAAGGCAGCUGCGGAGCGUCUUGAGAAGCGGGAGGGAAGGAACAGAUGGAUGUAGGUUGCUGCUCUCCUUUCUGAUGGACAACAGUCAUGAAAGAGCAAAAAGGUCUCCCCCCUUUGCAGCUGCACUUGGAGCCCAGUGGAUGUCUGGAAAAUAAUGUGCAGAAUUUCAGGGCUGCUGGAAGCCAGGUGGCGAUGGUUUGCUGCUUUCCGGCAAAGGUUCCCUCUGGCCCUACCGAUCUGGUACUGCAGGAAAGAGGCUUGCAGGAGACUCUGGUGUUUGAAUCAGGGAUCAGAGCCUCCAAAUAUACAAUGCUGCAGUCUGAAAGCGGCGUACUAACUACAAGACAAAUGAUGAAUGACUGCAGAGCAUCUGCUUUGCAUGCUGAAAGUGGGAGAUCUCUGACUAAAUCCCACUGCUAGUCAGCACAGAAACUACAUGGUAGACAAUGCUGAGCUGAUGUACCAAAGGAUCUAUUCAGUAGAAGAUCAUUUCCUCUAUCCUUAAGCAAUCAUAAGAACAUAAGAAAAGUAGCCCAUCUCGUCCAGCAUCCUGUUCUCACAGUGGCCAACCAAACGUCUGUGCGAAACCCACAAGCAGAAUGUGAGCGCAAGAGGUCUCUCCCCUCCUGAAGUUUCCAGCAACGGGUGUUGAAAAGCAUUGCUGCAUCUGAUCAUGGAAGCAGAGUAUAUAACCAUCCUGGCUAGCAGCCAUGGACAGCCCUCUCCUCCUUGCAUUUAUCUAAUCUUCCUGUAAAGCCAUUUAGGUUAGUGGCCAUCGCUUCUUCCUCCGGGAGUGAGUUCCAUCGUUUAGCCAUGCGCUGCAUAAAGAAGGACUUUCUUUGAUGUGCCCUGAAAUCUCCCAGCAUGCAUCAUCAUCACUGGAUGUCUGCAAGUUCUAGUAUUAAAUUAAUAAACAAACUUCAAUACAAAGUGCUUGGUUUUCUCUCAUGGGGCUUCCAUUCAUGGGUCAUCAUCUCCACCCCCUAAUAAAAUGGAAUUAGCUUGUUAAGGGAGUGAGCAACAGAGGGGAAAGAAGGUCACGGAAAUAUUGCCAAAUGUUUUCCUGCAACGAUGCAGUCAAAGGAACUUGUUUAAUCCUUUAAAAGCAAGCUGAAUUCUGCACCAGGGAGCCAAUGUCUCAUGUCCACUGCACCCUUGGGGACCCGUGGUGUCCACACCGGCCUGCCCUUGUCAUUCUGGAGUGACUCCCAAACCAAAACAUCUCUGAGAGAAACGAGCAUUUUCAAGAGGUUGGGGGCCCUCUUGGCCAGAGCUUGUAUUUAGGUUGCUUGGCAGCAGACCUGACAGGCCACAUGGUAGACAGGCUAAUCUCUCGCCCCUUAUCUCUGCUCCCCCAUCUGCCAGGCAUGUCCUCCUGUGUGACCUUGAAUGCCUCAUUUUAGGGGAAGGGAGUGAGAAGGGGUGCAGAGAAUGAAAAGCGCAGACAUGCUCAGCUAGCAACUGUUUUAGCCUUUGCUGGGCUCUGCUGCAUUUUCCUGCACUAGAGCAGGCAUAGGCAAACUCCAGCCCUCCAGAUGUCUGGGACUACAAUUCCCAUCAUCCCUGACCACUGGUCCUAUUAGCUAGGGAUGAUGGGAAUUGUAGUCCCAAACAUCUGGAGGGCCGGAGUUUGCCUAUGCCUGCACUAGAGUGAAAAAUGAGGCCAGCCGUCAGCCUCUCUCUCUUUUCACCAGCAAGGCUGGAAACUGGCAGUAAUGCUUCUGAACACCAGUUGCCGGAAGCUGCAGGAGGGGAGAGUUGCUGUUGCACUCAGGGCCUGCUUGCAUGUUUCCCAAUGUCAUGUCUGGUUGACCACUGUGAGAACGGGAUGCUGGGCUAGACCUUAAGGCAGUCUCUUGUGAUAGAAGAACCUCCAUGCCCAGGGACACUCUACCUCUAAAUACCAAAUAAUGGGGAACAACAAUUGGGAGAGUGGUUGUUGCGCUCAGGUCCUGCAUCCAAUCAGGGGCAUCUGGCUGGCCGCUGUGAGAAGAUGCUGGACUAAUUGGUCCACUGGACUGAUCUAGCUGCAAGGCUUUUCUGAUCUGUGUAAGGCUUUUGCAUUUCCCACAUCUGUAAGCUGGUUGAAAAGGCUGCAUUCCCAUGCAGCUUAAGAAAGGCAAUCACAUAUUUCUUCUCUUCAUUCCAGCUUACCUGGUUUCUUAGGCUUGCUGGUGAAACUCCUGCUUGAUUCUUUGUGACUAGGCUUGGAUACCCAAGAGCAAAAUCCAAGGGUGAAGGGAUGGCGCUGAUGCAUUCCCAAGACCAGGCUCCACCAAGAUUUAGACAGCAGUGGGCCCCCACCAUUUCCAUGCAUAUGGUGGAAGGGAGGAACCAGCUAUUUACUAAUUUACUAACUGAAAGUUUAGCCCUUAAUUCAGUUUUGUGGCUGCAAGCAGGUCAGGUUCCCUUUCCAGGCAGUUUAUCACCUUUCUGGUGAGAGUGAUAAAUCCAUGACUUUUGUGGUGACGAAGACUGCAUAUCACACUAGAGACAAUAACAGUAGGUUAGAUUUUCUCCUGAUCUUAUUUUUGCAAAGAUGCUUUCCUGGAAAGGCUCGAUGGACCUUGACCUGCAGGUGACUUUCCCCCUUGUCUUUUUAAAUAUUUUUUUUAAAGCAAUCUAAAAACAGGACUGUCAUUCAGGAUUAUAUGAAAACAUGACUGACCUUUUCUUGAAUGUAUCAGGAUAGCUCAGUCGGUACAGCAUAAGACUCUUAAUUUCAGGGUUGUGGGUUCAAGUCCCACACUGGGCAAAAGAUUCCUGCAUUGCAGGGGUUGGACUAGAUGACCCUUGUGGUCCCUUCCAACUCCUAUGAUUCCAUGAUGCUAUGAUUCAGGAACGGUAGCUGUUCAGUGGCCAGAUAUAUCCUGUCAAAAGAGCUGGUGAUUGUAAGGGUGCCUGAUGGCACCCUCUGCUGGUUAAAACCUUGCUUAAACUAUCCUCUCAAAAAUUGUUUCUCUUUAUACAUUGAUUCAGGCAAAUAAUCCAGUUUAAUGUGGAUUAAAUAUCUCUUUCUCAGCUUUUGAAAAUAAAGCUUGGGCUUGCUUUGAAAUUGCUGUCACUCCAGCCUGCAUAGGACUUUUCAGGACAGAUAAAAUAAAGUCUUUAUUCACACAGCACACAGUUGGUUAGAGCAUGGUGCUGAUAACACCAAGGUUGCAAGUUCAAUCCCCGUAUGGGACAGCUGCAUAUUCCUGCAUCACAGGGGGUUGGGCUAGAUGAUCCUCAGGGUCUCUUCUGACUCUAUGAUUCUAUGUCUAUGGAAUUUGCUCCCACAGGAGGCAGUGAUGGUCACCAGCUUGGAUGGCUUUAAAACAGAGGAUUAGAUAAAAACUCAUGGAGGAGAAAGCAGUUGACGGCUACUAGGGACGCGGGUGCUAGGGCUUGCUGAUCAGAAGGUCGGCGGCUUGAAUCCCCGCGACGGGGUGAGCUCCCGUUCCUCGGUCCCUGCUCCUGCCAACCUAGCAGUUCAAAAGCACGUCAAAGUGCAAGUAGAUAAAUCGGUACCACCCUGGCGGGAAGGUAAACGGCAUUUCUGUGCGCUGCUCUGGUCCUCCAGAAGCAGCUUAGUCAUGCUGGCCACAUGAACCGGAAGCUGUACGCUGGCUCCCUCGGCCAAUAAAGCGAGAUGAGAGUUGCAAUCCCAGAGUCGUCCGCGACUGGACCUAACGGUCAGGGGUCUUUACCUUUACCUGUUAGCCAGGAUGGCUAUGUUCUCCCUCCACUGUUGGAAGCAGUGAUGCUUCUGAAUACCAGUUGAUGGUAUUCCAAGAGGGGGAAUUUGUCCUGUUUGGGGACUUUCCAUUCAUGCAUCUGGUUGGCCAUUGUGAGAAGAGGAAUUGUUCUCUCUGGCUUGCUUCUGUAGGGAGAUUUGAGGACCCGAGCCCUGAAGAAGAGCAGAAUUUAGUUCUGCAAGUGGAUUAAAUCUUCCAGAUGCCCCAGUGGGAAUCCCACAAACUCAGCGGGGGUGGGGGUGGGAGGAGAGGCUUCCCUCCCUUACCUUCACAAAUGGAAGUCAGAAGCAUUGCGAUGGGACUGGAUGGGACAAUAAAUAGGAGGGAGAGAGAGCCAUGCAAUGCUGGGGAGGAGAGAGUAUUCCCCAUGCUCCUUGCUCCAGAAUAGCUUCCUCAUUUAAUACCUGGCCACUGCACCACUGCUGUCACCAACUGGGCUGGCAGCUUCAAGAGGUUUAUCUUGAUGCACAGCAAGCCCCUGAUUAUGCAUUUCCAGGGAGCUCGAGCAUCUGCUGCUGGCUAGGUGUAGCCCAUUUUGCGGUUGCAAGAGGCAGUGUGGCGUAGUGGUUAGAGCAUCAGACUAGGACCCUGGAGACCAGGGUCCUAAUCCCCACUUGGCCCUGGAGUCCUUGGGGGCCAGCCACUGCCAUCCCUCAGCCUAGCCUACCUUACAGGGUUGUUGUGCAGAUGAAAUGAGGAGAAGCCACCUUAACUCCUUGGAGGAAAAGGUGGGAUAUGAAUGCAGUGAAUAAAACAAAGUCUAGCUGUCUUAGGGGAGAAUAUGCAUCUGUGCUGCAACAGCAGCAGGGUGGGGAAUAUCAGGCCAGGGAGCAAAAUGCCCCCAGAGCUCUCCACCUGGCCCUCCAAAUUUUCCCAAGCCACACCCCCUCUUUGCAGGCCUUGCCCGUCACCAGCCUCACGUCACUCUUUCCGCAAGUGCUUUUGCCUGGCUGGAAUUUGCCCUUGACUUCUGAGGGUUCCCCUUGCUUGCCUGGAAGGAUGAGGGGGUAACAGCGUGUCUAGAAACUGGCUUAUGGCACAAAGGUAACAUAGACAUCAGUUGCUCCGCCCACUUUUGCCUCUGGUCCCACCCACAACCGCCAUGCGGCCCCCCCAGAAGGUUGCCUAGUACGGAAUGUGGCCCUUGGGUCCACAAGGCUUUCCCAUCCCUGUGCUAGAGGCAGGGCCAGAUUUAGGUUUGAUGAGGCCCUAAGCUACUGAAGGUAAUGGGGUCCUUUAUAUGUCCACCUGUCCUUUGUCAACAACAAAUUGGCACUGUUUUUUGUGUUGAAUAUACGCUAUAUGGUAAUUUAUGGAUCUAAUAGGUAUCUAAAGCCAUUUGCACAUAACAAAAUAUGUAUUUUAUCAAAGUAAUUGUUGAACUGAAAUUUUAUUUUAUUGUUUUCUACCUUAUAUUUUGGAAAUGUGCAUCCAGGUGUGUUUUUUUCAUUUACAUUUUUUUAGGGGCCCCAAGAGAGUGGGGCCCUAAGCUAUAGCUUGUUUAGCUUAUACGUAAAACCGGCACUGGCUAGAGGGAGGGUUUUGUUUUUAUUUUUCAAAAAGGAGAAUUGUGGGAAGUCAUGUGGUGUCGCCGGGAGGGGAGAGACUAUUCAGAAUCCUUCCCCCCUUCCAUCCACCCACCUGGUCUGGUUUCAUCUUCCUGCCUGUCUGCUCUCUGCCAUCAGAACAGCACACUUCUGUGUAUUUAUAGAUGGCAAGGCGCCUAACCCUGGACGAGGGGAGCUAGGGAACUUUGAAGCAGUGAGAUGUGAAGCGAUGAAAGGGGAGCCGCAUUAAAUGAGCCUCCCAGUGAAGCAGUGUCAAAACAGGAUCCCUGGCACACAGUAGAAAUUACCUGCAAGUCUGCCACUAUCUCCAGCAAACCUUUGAAGCUCUUGACAUUGACUGAACUUCAAAGCAGCCCUAUCUUUGCAAGAAGACCACCUCUUCCAAAUCACAAUCCGGCCACUCCUUUCACCGUGACCUUGUUUGUGCCUCAGCCAACCCAACAACCUCACCCAGACUUUGUGGAAAUGACCGAAAAAGAGCCCGCUCAGACACAGGACUUUAAACAUUUCCAGACUUGUGGCACAUCGUCUGGAUGAGACCCCAGUAAUAACGACAACAUAAAUGCUUCUAAACCGAGUACUUCCAGUGCCUUAUUUGGGUCACAGAUGACUCUCUGUUAACGGCAGGCGGCGGUCUUGAAACAUUUGUACUUGAAUUGUUGAAAAGUUGCUGAUUCCAAAUUCUUGCUCUGUUUUUGCAGACUGGCCGGAUUGAACCAAACUACCCCAAAGUGUGCGGCCAUCAGGGGAACGUGCUCGACAUCAAGUGGAACCCUUUUAUUGAAAAUGUCAUUGCAUCCUGCUCUGAAGACACCUCGGUAAGUAGAAAGCAGCAGAAUGUAUUGCCUGUUUCAGGGGAAGGGGGUUCAAAAGGAUUAUUGGGGACCCUUCAGACUGGUAGAACUUUUGCAGGUGUUUUCUGCAACACGUAAUUGAUGCAACGAGAGUGCUUUAGUGGUGGACUUAUACUGGACCGCCCAUAAGUUCCACAGCAUUGCUGUGUGUGGAGGGGCACCAUGACAAAAGCUGGACAUUAGAACGUCAGAAGAGGCUGCAGGAUGAGACCACAGGCCCAUCCAGUCCAGCGUCCUGUUCUCACGGCAUCCUGUUCCCAAUGGGAAACCCACAAGCAGGACCUGAGCAUAAGGGUACCCUGCCCCGCUGUGGUUUCCAGCAACUGGUAUUCAGAAGUAUCUCUGCCUCCACAUACAGAGGAGGAGCCAUCCUGCCAGAAGCCAUUGAUAGUCCUCUCUGCCAUGAAUUUGUCUUAAUCUCUUUUAAAGCCAUUUAGGUUGGUGGCCAUCACUGCCUCCUAUGGGACCGAGCUCCAUAGUUGUUUGUUGAUGGUUGGUUAGAUAUUGAAUUUAUAUACCACCCUAUACCCGGAGGGACACGGGUGGCGCUGUGGGUAAAACCUCAGUGCCUAGGACUUGCCGAUCGUAUGGUCGGCGGUUCGAAUCCCCGGGGCGGGGUGAGCUCCCGUCGUUCGGUCCCAGCUCCUGCCCACCUAGCAGUUCAAAAGCACUCUUAAGUGCAAGUAGAUAAAUAGGGACUGCUUUAUAGCGGGAAGGUAAACGGUGUUUCCGUGUGCUGCGCUGGUGCUGGCUUGCCAGCUGCAGCUUCGUCACGCUGGCCAUGUGACCUGGAAGUGUCUUCGGACGGCGCCGGCUCACGGCCUCUAGAGCGAGAUGAGCACACAACCCUAGAGUCGGACACGACUGGCCCGUACGGGCAGGGGUACCUUUACCUUUACCUUACCUAUACCUGGAGGUCUCAGGGCGGUUCGCAGAACAAAAUCAAAAUAUAAAACCACAAAAUAUAUAAUCAAAAUAAAAACAACAACCCAGUAAUCACCACCCCCACUUCCUUUUACCUGUCCUGAAUCUUCCCACAUUCAGCUUCAUUGGAUGUCCACAAGUUCUCGUGUUAUGAGAGAGGGAAAACAACUUUUCUCUAUCCAUUUUCUUCAGGCUAUGCAUAAGUUUAUAAAUCUCUAUGAUAUCAAUUUUUCCUUGCCUUUUCUCUUAACUUGAAAGGCCCAGAGGUUGCAUCCUUUAACAAACGACAGCUCCCAAAAUUCCUUGGGUGUUUAAAGCGGUAUCACAGUGCGUUAAAUGUACAAUGUGGGGGCUCGUCUACAUUUCCUCUUCUCCCACUGCUUUCCCCCAGUGAAAACGGCUCUUUAGUGCUCAUUUGGAACAAAUGGCAAUUCGGGUUUCCCCCAGAUUGCCAUUUCUUCCGAUCUAUUGCUAAAGAGGGAGUUUUCCCUUGGAAGGGAGUGGCCAGUGACACCUCUUUUUUUAAAGAAAGGCAGCGCUAGGAAAGGAUAGACUAUUUCUACAUUGACAUAUAGCUCUCACCACCAACUUUGCCUUUCAGAAGUCUCCCCCCCCCCCCGCCACCCCAAAUUCUCACCCCAAGCUCUAAGCGAGGUUUCUGUGGGGGCAGCUCAUCCCAUUCCAUCCCUCCCUCUCUGCCUGCCUUCCUGUCUGAGCUGCCUCUGCAGUUCUGGAGUCUCCUCUCGACCUUCUCAAGGUCACCUGCAUCCCUGCAGCAGAGAGAAGAAGGUGGGGCUCAGAGCAAGUGGCUGGCGCAGCAGGCAAGCUGGAGUGUCUUGUGCCAAAGCAGGUUUUCAGUGCUUGAGAGCGAGAGGGAAAGAGGAGGAGGCAGAGGCAGAGGCUAGCAGCCAGCCCAGUCUGCAAUACAAGGGAGCUCCAGGGUACUUUGCUAUGGCAGGAACAACCCUCCCUGCCCCACACUCUCUCUCUCAGUGGGGUGGAUGCAUGCCAGGACAGGAUCAGCAGAGCCUUCUGUCUGUGCACAGAAAACUUGCAUCGUGGAGGGGUGGAGCCGUCAAGGGAACAUUUGCAUGAAGGAGUCAAAGAAGAUGCUGUUGGGGUGAAGGACCCAGGGGGAUUGUCUUCCCUAUACAUUUCUCCUGAGGGGCCGAUAAGCUGUCCAGGCAGGAGGAUUUUUAGAGGAGGGGCAUUUCUUUAAAAAGCCAUUGCCAGGUCUGAUCUCCAAUUUGAGAUGUGCAGCCAAUGCAUCUGAAAAUGCCUCUUUAUCCCACCAGCCUUUGACAGACAAAAGUAUCUUGUUUUAUGUGACCCACCUCUCUGGCUAAGUCUAUCCUGUUCUCUUUUGGUUGGAGCAGUUUUACUUGUUUUGCUUGCUUAUAGAAAUGAUUCCCUUGCUUUGAUAUCUGCCUAUGAUAUUGUUGUCGCUCACCCGGGACCUUCUAUCCACUUGUGCUGUGUUAAGUUUUGUGGGCCGUGUUUUGUGGAACUCCCUUCCGCAUGGGGCCACUCUUUGCCUUGUUACCAGCCAGAUGCAUCUUUCUUGUCCUGUAUCUGAGAAUCAGAAGUAUACUGCUUCUAAAUGUGGAGGCUUCGUCCGCCUCCGUUAUGUUUGUCGGACAUAGAGGCACUUGCAAAAAGGUCCACAGCAUUGCAAAAAGGUCCACAGAUGUUAAAGACUGCUUCACAUUUUCAUGCAAAUCUUCAGCCGCUGUCCGGGGCUCUGCCUCUCCUGCCCUCUCGUUUCAUGAUGUCAUGCAUCUCCGUCAGCAGAAAGUGCUUUUUAUAGCCUGGUGGCUGCUGCAGUUGGGAAGCCAUACAGCUGCAAGGAAGCGCAUCCCCUCCACAGCAGCAGCUCCUGCUUCUCCUCCAAAGACCUCAGGGACUGCAGAUCUUGGCAUGUUCUAUAUGUAUCAGGCAUACAAAAAUAUGGACCCACGUACCUACGGGACCGCCUCUCCUGGUAUGCCCCGUGGAGGACCUUAAGGUCCACAAAUGAUAACACUUUGGAGGUCCCAAGUCGCAAGGUCUCAACUAGGGCCAGGGCCUUUUCAGUGCUGGCCCCAACUUGGUGGAACGCUCUGUCACAAGAAACUAGGGCCCUGCGGGACUUGACAUCUUUCCGCAGGGCCUACAAGACAGAGCUGUUCCACCUGGCCUUUGGUUUGGACUCAGUCUGACCCUUAUGUUUCCCUCCCCUUAUGGUUUUGAUCCAUGGGCUACUUUUAAAAUGAGGCUGCAUUUUAAAUUGCAUUUUAACCUGUAUUUUAAAAUGGUUUUUUCCCCCCUAUUAUGUUUUUAUUGUAAUUUUACUGGUGUUAGCCACCCUGAGCCCGGCUCUGGCCAGGGAGGGCUGGGUAUAAAUAAUAAUAAUAAUAAUUAUUAUUAUUAUUAUUAUUAUUAUUAUUAUUAUUAUUAUGGAGCUCUGUCCUUAAUCUGCAAGUUGACAACAACUCCAUUCAGCUUCAUACCGGCAACAGAAGCUGGUGUGGUGGAAACGCUAAAGAAAGGUGAUUGCCAAGAUUCAACAGCUUCUCCAGGUAGAGCUAGCAAAGACCCCUGCCUAAAAUCCUAGACAGCUGCUGCUGCCAGUGAGGGCAGACAAUCCUGAGCCAGAAGGACCAAUAUAGGAAGGCAGCUUCCCAUACUUAUGUGUGUUAAGGGGACAGUGGUGGCUCAGCGACAGAGCCCCUGUCUUGCAGGCAGAAGGCCCCGCAGUUGAAUCUCCAAUGGUAUUGCCAUGUAAGGCUUGCCUGAAAUGUUGGAAUGCCUUCUCAUCAGAUGUCAAGGAGAUAAAGAACUACAAUACUUGAAUAAGCCAUUUGAAGGCAGCCCUGUAUCAGGAAGUUUUUAAUGUUUGACGUUUUAUUAUGUUUUUAUAUGUGUUGGAAGCUGCAACACAGCCAGAUGGGCUGGGUAAUAAUAAUAAUGGGACGCGGGUGGCACUGUGGGUUAAACCACAGAGCCUAGGACUUGCUCAUCCGAAGGUCGGUUCGAAUCCCUGCGAUGGGGUGAGCUCCCGUUGCUCGGUCCCUGCUCCUGCCAACCUAGCAGUUCGAAAGCAUGUCAAAGUGCAAGCAGAUAAAUAGAUAAAUACCUUCUGACGGGAAGGUAAACGGUGUUUCUGUGCGCUGCUCUGGUUCGCCAGAAGCGGCUUAGUCAUGCUGGCCACAUGACCCGGAAGCUGUACGCCGGCUCCCUCGGCCAAUAAAGCGAGAUGAGCGCCGCAACCCCAGAGUCGGCCACGACUGGACCUAAUGGUCAAGGGUCCCUUGACCUUUAAUAAUAAUAAUAUAGCCACUGCCAGUCAGUGCUGACAAUGCUUAGCAGGUUCUUGGGUUCCCAUGCUUCUAACAAGGCUGUGAUGCUUUAUGGUUUACAUUUUUCAUUCUUUGUUUAUGUUUGUUUACUAUGCUUGCCAUUUUUGGUUAAUAAUAAUAGUAAUAAAGUAUGGUGUGAGUGUGGCCCAUGGGUCCUGAGACAUUUAAAAAGCAUUUUUACUGUAGCAGAACGUUUCGGGUGUGUGUGUACUGUAUAAUGAACCUACUUCAUGCAGGCAAGCCGCUGAGUUGACAAAGACAUCCUCCUCACAGCAUCCUUUUGCUCUCCUGUCCUUCAAGGUUCGGAUAUGGGAAAUUCCAGACGGAGGACUGAAGCGCAACAUGAUGGAAGCGGUCCUGGAGUUGUACGGGCACAGCCGGCGUGUCGGCCUUGUUGAGUGGCACCCGACCACCAACAACAUCCUGUUCAGUGCCGGCUAUGACUAUAAGGUGAGCUGGGCAAAGAUGCCCUCGUGCAUGAGAGCUAGUGUGGUGUGUAGUGGUGCAUUGGUCUAGGACCUGGGAGAGCAGGGUUUGAAUCCCCACUCUGCCUUGAAGCUUGCUGGGUGCCCUUGGGCCAGUUGGUGCCUCUCAGCCUAGCCUACCUCACAGGGUUGUUGCUGUUGUUGGGACUAAAUGAGGAGGAGAAGAACCAUGGAGAAAAAGGUGGGGUAUGAAUGCAACAGUAAGCAAAACGUUGCAGCCAGUGAGAGAGAGUUUGGAUUUGAUAUCCCGCUUUAUCACUACCCAAAGGAGUCUCAAAGCGGCUAACAUUCUCCUUUCCCUUCCUCCCCCACAACAAACACUCUGUGAGGUGAGUGGGGCUGAGAGACUUCAAAGAAGUGUGACUGGCCCAAGGUCACCCAGCAGCUGCAUGUGGAGGAGCGGAGAUGCGAACCCGCUUCACCAGAUUUCGAGUCCACCGCUCUUAACCACUACACCACACUGGCUCUCUCCCCAGUGGUGGGAAGGCUGACCUUUGUUUUGCGUUCCUGUCCUUGUUAGGUUCUCAUCUGGAACCUGGACAUCGGUGAGCCUGUGAAGAUGAUUGACUGUCACACCGACGUCAUUCUCUGCAUGUCCUUCAACACAGACGGGAGUUUGCUGGCCACCACUUGCAAAGACAAGAAGCUCCGCGUCAUUGAGCCGCGCUCCGGCAAAGUCCUCCAGGCAAGGAGCUUCUUAUAAGGGUCAAAAGAGAGAGGCGUUGGCAGAGAGCCAUCAUCCAACAUCCUGACUGUUGUUGUUUUUUAAAUCAGCCGCAGAAGGGGGUGCGCGUGCCCAGUUUUUAUCAGGAGAACAACUCUGGGAGGAGGGGGUGCAGGAUCUAGCGAUGGACACCAGCCUGGAUUACUUUAAAAGCGAAUGAGGCAGAUUCAAAGAGGAUCAGGCUGUCCAUGGCUACUGCUAGCUACAAUGGCUUUGGUCUGCCUCUGCGGGCAGAAGCGGCAUGACUCUGAACACAAUUGCUAGGAGGUUGCUCUGGUGCAGACUGGCUUCGUACUAGGACAUCUGGUUGGACACAGUUGAACAUCUAGAUGGGCUACUGGUCUGAUCCAGCCAUCCAGGCUCUUCUUAUGCUUUUAUGUUAUUUGUUUGCAUUUAUUUAUUUAUUUAUUUAUUUCAUAAAAUUUAUACACCACUUGAUGGCAAAAGGGAACCUUCAAAGUAGAGCAGUUUACAAAACAGAAAGCAAUAAAAUUAUCAACAAGAGGAAUCAGUGACAAUUUCAGACCUUUGGAAAGUUAAACCAACAGUGAAACUAGAAACAGAUUAAAACUCCCAUCAGCUUUCCUAUUUUUCCAGUCUGAAUGCCCCACCAAAACAACAGUUAUGCCUGCAGUGUGGAUAGCAGCUUUUUUUUGGGGGGGUGCAAUUUAGAUUAAAGAAAAGGCAUAGGGGUGUAAGAAACUGCUCAGAAACAGAGGGGCUCCCCUGAGCAGCUUUAAGGUUGUUGUUUUUUAAGCUAAUAAAUUACAUGAAUAAAUUAAUUCAUGUCCUGUAUGUUUUGCAACCUCCACCUAAAUUGCAACAUCGUUGGUGUAAAAACUGCACAGCUCCUUCUUCCGACAAUGAAGUUUCCAAAAGCAAUCUUUUUAUAAGCAUGUGCCUAUUUCCUAAGAAAGCAGCCUUUUCCAAAAAAAAUUAUAAAAACUUCUUGAUCUCUUGGUUAGAAUAUUUCCCACCCCCACCCCCCAAAUGUCAACGUGCAGAUUUUGACUGCAGAUAAGCACAAUUUCAAUAGAGGGAACAGAAAGAAUUCACUGUCUGCCAUGUUUAUAUGUCUAGCUUUAAUCUUUUAUUAAUCACAAGUUGUAUUGGAUGAAAUGAAAAGUGAGGCUUUUGAGUGGCGUAUUUGAAAGAAUGGUAAGCCAGCCUUUCCCAACCUGGUGCUCUUCUGAUGUUUUGGACUACAACUCCCAUAAGCCCCAACUGUCUCAGCUGGGAUGGAUGGGGAUUGUGGUCCGAAACAUCUGGAGCACAGCAGGGAAAGCUGCCUUAAUCAAUUGCCUACAGAAGUCUAGUGUCCAGAUCAAAGGAAGUCAUAGUACCGCUCUAUCCUGCCUUGGUCAGAUCAAGCCUGGAGUCCUGUGUCCAGUUCUGGGUACUACAGCUUAAGAAGGAUAUUGAAAAGAUGACCAAGGGUCUGGAAACCAAGCCUUAUGAGGAAUGGUUGAGGUAAUUGGGUAUGUUUAGCCUGGAGAAGAGAAGAUGGAGAGAGGAUCUGACAGCCAUCUUCAAAUAUCUGAAGUGUUGUCACAUGGAAGAUGGAGCAAGCUUGCUUUCUGCUGCUCCAGAGGGCAGGACCCCAACCAAUGAAUUCAAAUUACAGAAAAGGAGAUUCCUCCAUCAGGAAGAACUUUCUGACUUUAAGUGCCAUUCAACAGUAGAAUGGACUCCCACAGAAGGUGGCGGGCUCUCAUUCACUGGACGUUUUUAAGCUGCAGUUGGAUGGUCAUCUGUCAGGGAUUCUUGAUCUGUGAUUCCUUCAUUGAAGGGGGUUGGACUAGACUUUUGGACUAGACUUCCAACUCUGCAAUUCUAUGAUUGAUUUGAAGAGGGGAGCUGGAGGCUGCCAGGAGUGUAGCUGCCUGGCUGGGUAAAUCUUGGUUGUCUUUCCAGGAGGCGAAUUGUAAGAACCAUCGCGUGAACCGGGUUGUCUUUUUAGGAAACAUGAAGCGGCUUCUAACGACUGGAGUCUCGCGGUGGAACACGAGGCAGAUUGCCCUCUGGGAUCAGGUCAGCCCAUGAUAUUUAUUUACUUAUUCUGGAGGGUAGUAAUGCAAGAACAGGCCUUUUCAGUGGUGGUUCCCUGUUUGCAGAAUGCUCUCCUCAGGGAGGCUCGCCUGGCACCCUCAUUACAGUGGUACCUUGGGUUACAUACACUUCAGGUUACAUACGCUUCAGUUUACAGACUUCGCUAACCCAGAAAUAGUGCUUCAGGUUAAGAACUUUGCUUCAGGAUGAGAACAGAAAUUGUGCUCUGGCGGCGUGGCGGCAGCAGGAGGCCCCAUUAGCUAAAGUGGUGCUUCAGGUUAAGAAUAGUUUCAGGUUAAGAACGGACCUCUGGAACGAAUUAAGUACUUAACCCGAGGUACCACUCUAUAUAUCUUUAGGUGCCAAGCAAAAACUUUCCUCUAUAAGCAGGCCUUUGGCCUUUAACUAUCUGUGACCUUUUUGAUGUCAGAGGGGUGUUUUUGGUUUUAAUAUAACUGUGUGGAGUUUUUUGUUUUGUUUUGGUUGUAAGUCACUUUGUAAUUUGCCAUGGGCAAGAUAAAGCAACUAACAAAUAUAAUAAAUAAUUAUAUAGUUUAAAAAAUAUUAUUUUUUCAAUCAUCCCUUUUUGGGACCAAGCCCUGAGAGAAGAAAUCUUUAUUUAUUUAUAUCCCAACGUUCCUCCAAGGUUCUCAAGGUGGCAUACAUAUUUCUCCUCCCCAUUUUAUCCUCAUAACGACACUGGGAGGUAGGUUAGGCUGAAAGGCAAUGACUGGCCCAAAGUUGUAGUCGAAAAGCAUAUUGAGGGCACCAGAUUAGGGAAGGCUAGCCACAGCUUUUUUAAAAGACACCUUUCUUCACAUUUGUAAUAACAUUCCUAGUGUCAAGGUUAUAGAUGCAGCAGGUUUGAAAGCUUUUUUUUUUAAACCAACAAGAGUAUCUUUGAUUUCUGCAGGAAGAUCUCGCCAUGCCCUUAAUAGAGGAGGAGAUUGACGGGCUGUCUGGGCUCCUCUUCCCUUUCUACGAUGCUGAUACCCACAUGCUGUACCUGGCUGGCAAGGUGAGUGGGCACAAAAUGCUUAUGGCAUGGGGGAGUGGGCUUUGGCUACAGAAUCCCAAAGUUUCUGUAUCUUGCCAUUAUGUACGCACUAUGAACCAACGUAUAUCUGGAGUCACGUCAUAGUCACUCCCUUGGACUAAAAAAAUUAACAAACCAUUUCCCUCAAAGUAGUUUUUUUAAAAGGCAUUCAUCGGUUCAUCUAGAUGCUUAGCCAAAGCAAUUUGUGUUGCUGUAGAUUUAAAUCUACAGUCAAACCUUGGCUCCUGAACGCCUCCAUUUUGGGACGUUUCAGCUCCCAAAAGCCGAAAACCCGGAAGUAAAUGCUCUGGUUUUUUAACGUUUUUCGGAAGCCAAAUAUCCAGUGCAGCUUCUGCUUGAGUGCAGGGAGCUCCUCCAACCAAUCAGAAGCCGCGCCUCUGUUGUCAAUCAUUUCAGAAGCCAAACAGGCUUCCACAACGGAUUAUGUUCAACAACCGAGGUUUGACUGUAUAAAGAGAAGAUUGAGAGGCAAUUUGGCAGCCAACUUCAAAUAUCUGAAGAGUUGUCAGAUAUUAUAAUUACUAUUACUAUUACUACUACUACUAUUUUGCUAAUAUUAAGGUGGAGCAAGCUUGUUUGCUGCUGCUCUAGAGGGUAGGACCUGAACUGAUGGCGUCAAAUUGCAAGAAAGGAGAUUGCAACUCAACAUUAGGAAGCACUUUCUGACAGUAAGAGCUAUUUGACAGUAGAAUGGACUCCCUCGAAAGAUAGUGGAUUCUCCUUCGCUGGUGGUUUCCAAAGAGAUUCUUUAGUUGUGAUUCCUGCAUUGCAGGGGUUGAACGAGAUGACCAUAGGAGUCCCUUCCAACUGUACACUUUUUUAUUUUAAAUUUUGGUCUUUUAGGGCUGAGAUCCUGAGCAUGCAUACUCAGAAACAGGUUUUAAUGAAAUUAAUAUGCCUUGUUUCCAUUCAGAUGUAUGAAGGACACAUGCUCCAUUUCCCGGCAGACCUAAAACCAGCCACCUUCUUUUCAGUAGAUGUAGCUGAAUCUGGGCUGACUGGAAAUGGAUCCAUCCCAAUUUGAGCACUGUGGAGAUUAUAGGGUGUUAAUUGGGGCUCCAGCUAAGCCAUUGUCCUUCAACCUUCAGUCCUUCUGCUAGAAAAUGGAGAUAAAGUCAGAAUACCUCACAGGGUUGUUGUAAGCAAAAACAAGGCAGCACCCAGAAUCAUAGAAGGGUAGAAUUAGAAGGGACCCUGAGGUUCAUCUAGUCCAAUCCCCUGACAGAGGGCCAUCCAUGCUUUUAAGGGUGGGCCAAGUCAGAGUUCCUAUGACAACCACCCCAACCUGGGGCCCUCCAGAUGUUUUGUACUACAACUCCCCACAGCGCCUACUGGCACCACUAUGUUUAACUGAGGCUGAUCGGAGUUGUAGGCCAAGAAACCUGGAAGGCACCAGGUUGGAGAAGGCUCUGCUAUGACCUAAACUGUGCAGUGCUCUCUCCUCCCACGCCAAUAUUCACAAAAGUCCCACUGAUUCACACCUCUCUCUCUUUCUCUCUCCCCCUAGGGAGAUGGGAAUAUCCGCUACUAUGAAAUCAGUACAGAGAAGCCAUACCUCACUUACCUCAUGGAAUUCCGUUCUCCGGCUCCACAAAAGGCCUCGGUAGGGGUGCUCACCGUCUGCGCUACAGCCUCAAAGGGAGGCAGCGUCUUUCCUUGGACUAGUCAGUGGCUACUAGCCACGAUGGCUGUGCUCUUUCUCCACAAUUGGAGACAGGCUCUGCAUCGGGGCAUGGGGUUGGCCACUGUGAGAACCAAAUAUUGGACUAUUUUUGUACUGUACAGUGGUACCUCAGUUACAUACGCUUCAGGUUACACAUUCCGCUAAGCCAGAAAUAUUACCUCGGGUUAAGAACUUUGCUUCAGGAUGGGAACAGAAAUCGUGCUCUGGCGGCGCACAGCAGCAGGAGGCCCCAUUAGCUAAAGUGGUGCUUCAGGUUAAGAACAGUUAUGUUAUUUCAUCUGUUCUGCCCUCUUUUCCCCAGCAUAGUCACAGGCUCCCACACCUCCUCUAACUACUCUGCCCCUUUCUUCGGCCUCCUCCUGAAGGUCUGCUGCCUCCCUGACGCUCUCCCCAGUCCUUGCCCUCCCUGCAUUUCCAACAUCUUGGCCUGCUCAGCCCCAGACUUCCUUCCCUCACUCCAAAUAAAGUUCUGGCAGCCCUUGGUUCCAGUGCAUGGUCUUCCCCUCAGGCCAAACCAACCCUUCCUCUUCCGCUGUGUGUGACAGUUGUGCACCGAGCCCUUUCCCCUCUGGAUACGGAAUGUUUAUGAACAUUCCCAGGACACUGGAUCAGAGGGCCAGUAGCUAAGGACAGUGGCUGGCACACUUUAUAGAAACAGAGGUUGGUGCAAGGAGCAGGGGGUUUACCUAGCCCGGGGGGGGGGGGCAGCAGGAAGAUCUCUGAGGAGAUAAAAUAAAAGGAAACAGAGAAAAUCGUGCAGAACUGCUGUGUCACUCAGAUGCCAUGAUAGAGGGUCGCCUUGCAACCUCUCCAAGGAUUUGAUUUUCUUUGUUAUGUACAGGACAACAAACAUCACUUCUUCCUAUUCCUUGUGUUUGUAGGAGUGAUGCCAAAGCAUGGCCUGGAUGUCUCUGCCUGCGAGGUGUUCCGGUUCUAUAAGCUCAUCACGUUAAAAGGGCUGAUUGAGCCCAUCUCCAUGAUCGUGCCAAGGAGGGUGAGUAAUCUGGCCCUCACAGGAAGCAGGUUUGCUCUCUAAGGCUGCCUACAUGCCAUACACAGGAAUCCACACACACCCCAAGAACCCUGGGAACUGUAGUUUGUGAAGAAUGCUGGGAACUGUAGCAUGGCACGGGGUGAAACUAUAGUUCCCAUGAUUCUUUGAGGGGAGCCAUGUGCUUUAAAUGUGUCUUGGGACUGAGACUUUGAAGUUGGGUCCAGUUCUCACAACUGUGGUUGCUUCCGGGUGACCUGUUUACUGAGCAUCAUCCUGAUUUGCUUGCGGGUCUGCUAUAGGACAUCAAGUAAGAGUUAGCUCCCAUUUUGCAGGGCGUUUCAUUGCCACUUCCCAAUUUUACUGCACAACAACACCAAAUCAGCACUCAACAGUACAACCUGAAAUUUCUUACGCUGUUAAAUUCCACCUCAAACCGCGGCAGCCUUGAAGCUCCCUUGGCUGAUGUGCCGCCUGCAGGUGGACUUGGCAGGUGAAAAGGAGCCAUGUGGGAUUUGCCAAGCUCUGACCUGUUGAAUGGUUUAAUAUGUAAAGGUUCAUCAUUGUUCCACUCGAUGUGUAUGUCUUUAAGGGGCCAGAAAAAGGGCCAGAGCAAGAUAACGAGACCCAGCUUUACAGCUGUGAAACAUAGCAGGUGCUGCCGAGUUGUACUGAUUAAGCUGUGUUGGCAAUUGGGUGUAGUAUAUAAGGAGCAGCACCUAGCUCUCCCAUUACCCUGGGGGAUGGGUUGGUGGUUGGGUCAUGUUUGUUUGUUAAUGUAUUUAGUGUAAAAGGAGUUUUUGUUUUUCUUAUUAAAACCUUGUUUAAAUUAUUUUUGAGUCCCUUUUUAAUGCAUGGUCUCCCCAGCAAGCUCUCUGCAGCGCUACCAUACUGCAAAAAGCCAACAUCUUUGGUUAUGGGCCCAGCUGCUGAGUGGAUGACUGCAUAUUUUUGGACUCUGAGAAAGGUUUGAAAACUCCUUCUCCUGUUAGCGUAGUUCUGUGGGUCUGGAAGAGUUCCAGAAUGGUUGACCGGGUUCCUGAAGCUGAGAAGGCUCUGGUCUUCCCACAGCUGACAGAUGAGAACUAUAGUUUAUGGUCUUUUCGGGUGGAGGCGCUUUUGACCUCUAGAGAAGUAUGGACCUAUGUAACUGAUGACCCUCCUGACCCUGUGACUAAUGCUUGGUCGAAAGGAGAUGCGAAAGCCAGGGCGAUAAUUAAUUUGGCAGUCAGCGACCAGCAAGUAGUCUAUAUAAGAAAUAAGAAAACUGCCAAAGAAAUGUGGGACAGUCUUGCAGCAGUGCAUGUUAGAAAAGAGUCAGCGUCUGCAUUGACGUUUUCAAGCAGUUGUACCAGACGAAGUUGCAGCCUGGUGGUGAUUUGGCAGCACACUUGAGACGUCUGGAGGCAAUACGCGGCGAAUUAAUUCGAAGGGACAUGGAGAUACCUGAUAUUCAGUAUGUUUUCAUCAUCCUUUGUUCCCUUAAUGAGGACUUUGAUGGUAUAGCUAGCCAGAUAUCUGCCGUUCCACCAGCACAAUUAACUGUGGAAGGGGUAACGGCAAGAUUAAUGGGCGAGUUGGACAGAAGGGAGGCUUGUGCCAUAAGCACUCCUAUUUCCAGAAAGAAUGAGGAACGCCAUAUGCAAACUUGUGGUGAUACAACUGCAUUUAAAGCUGCAAAGCGUUGUUGGUUCUGCAAUAAGCAAGGACAUUUUGCAAAGGACUGCAGAUCCAAAAGAAAGCAAAGUACUCCCAAGUCUGUUUCUGUUCGUCAGUCACGGUCGUCAGCUCAGCAGCCGGCAUCGUACCGUAAAGACAGAAACGAGCCGCGAGCUUUUCACGCUAGCACAAGAGAUCGUAAAAGAAUUAAAGGUGCCAAGUGGAAUUCUUUUAUUGUGGACUCAGGAGCAUCUCAGCACGUUUGCAACGAUCGAAGCUUGUUUAUUUCUUUCGAAGAGGAAAUUGGUAAUGUACAUUUAGCCAAUUCACAAGUCUUGCAGUCGCUUGGCAGGGGUACUGUUAAACUUGACUCUUUAAACAUUACUAUAGCGAACUGCAUUUACUGCCCAUCAGUGGACAAUUUAUUGUCAGUAAGGUGUUUUGCUCGUCAAGGCAUAACUGUGCGUUUCUUAAAGUCAAUGUGUGAGUUUUUCGAGGGGAACAAACGUCUAUUGUAUGCCCGGGAAUCUGAUGGUUUAUAUAGACUGUAUUUUCGCACCUACUCCCAAUCGCCUAUAAAUUGCAGAGCAGCACAGUCAAGCCAGGGGUUGAGGAAUGUAAGGCCACAUUCUGGGUGUGUCCAUGAGGCGCACAGAAUUCUGGGACAUCUGAAUUUUGCUGAUGUAAUUAAGACCAAGAAUAUUGUUAAUGGCCUCAACUUAAAACCAUGUAAAUUCUUUAUGCAAUGUCUAUCCUGUUGCAAGAAUAAGAUUAAGGUUGCACGCAAGGGUAGGUGCUCAGAUAGGAAAGUAACUGAGCCAUUUGAGCGUGUACAUUGUGAUUUAGUUGGGCCACUCCCACCAUCCUUAGGAGGUUCUAAGUACUGGCUUACCCUGAUAGACCAGUAUAGUAGAUAUUGUUGGACUUAUGCAAUAGCUGAGAAGUCCCAAGCAUUUGAGAAGUACAAAGUUUUUGCAACUGGGUAAAAACACAUUUUAACAAACCUAUUAAGAACCUUUUUUCUGACCGGGCGGGAAUUUGUUUCUGAGGAUUUUGAGAAAUUCCUGGAAGCGCAGGGGACUACUCAUGAGUUAUCUUGCCCCGAAGUCCCUGGCAAAAUGGGCUUGUUGAAGUUGUGCAGCGUGACCUGCAGGCAGGGGUUAAAACUUAUCUGCAUGAUGCUAAUCUGCCCAAAGACUUUUGGGCUGAAGCGCUCAAUGCCUUUUGUUAUGUUAGAAAUCGCAGUUAUCAUUCUGGUUUAGAUGUCACCCCUAUGAGAAGCUGUUUAAAAACGCCCUAAUCUGAAAUACCUACGCAUUUGGGGUUCAGAUGUAAUAAUGCAUUAUCCCGCUAAGCAGAAAUUGGGUGAACGUAGUGUCCAGGGAAAAUUAAUGGGCUACCAGCAGGGGCGUACAGUAUUUACAUACCAGCAACUGGCAAAUUUCAUAUUACCAGAAGCAUGAUACAAACUGUAAAUUGGAAUGGUGUUGCUGUUUUCCAAGAUAGUAAUGGUAUAGAUAAUACUGAGGAAGAAGAGGUAGAAGAAGCAGCAGCAGCAGCAGGAAAUGGUGCUUCUGAAUUAAUGGAAGAAGACAAAAAGCCUGUUGAAUCUGAUAAUUUGUUUGAUGAUUUAAAGUCACAGGCACCCGAGGGGAGGUUAGAUUCUCUUGAGUUUUCUGACCGUGAGCUUAGCCAACAGGCAUCUCUUCAGUCUGACAAUGAUGAUUUACAACCUGAAACUAGUAGUUUACAUAGUCCCAUUAAGUCUGAGGAGUCUGACUCUCCUUCCGGACUGAGACGUUCAGAUAGAAAGAGACAGAAGCCACAACGUUUUGCAGAUGAACAUUUUAAUACUGUGUAUGCCAAUAAGGCAGUUUUUGAGCCAAAAAGCUACAAUGAUGUUCAGAAUUUACCUAAGCACCAAGCUGUAAAUUGGUAUAAAGCUAUGAACUCUGAAAUAGCUUCUUUAAAAGAGCAUAACACUUGGUCUCUUGUACCACAAACCCCAGAUAUGAGACUUAUUGAUUCAAAAUGGGUUUAUAGAGUUAAAAUGAAUGACAAAAAUGAAGUUGUAAGGUACAAGGCAAGAUUAGUUGCUAGGGGUUUUCAACAAAUUCCAGGCGAAGAUUAUGAUUUGUGUUAUUCACCAAGUGUAAAAUAUGAAACAGUUAAACUUUUGUUAAAAGAUGCAUCAAUUUGUGGAAAAGCCCACUACGCAAUGUUUCUCUGCUCUUAAGAGAGUGGUAAUGUACCUUAAACAUACUAAACAUUAUAGGUUGCAGUUUACAACAUGUAUUGACAAAGGUUUUGAAAUUUUCUGCGAUGCAUCUCAUGCAGUGGAACAAAAUAAUUGCAGGGGUGUGUCUGGUAUGGUGUUUUGUUAUAAUGGUUGUCCAUUUGAAUGGAAGUCCCAGACACAAAACAUUAUUUGUCUCUCCACAACAGAGAGUGAAUUAUGUGCAUGUGUUCAGGCCACUCGUGAUGUGGAAUGGUAUCUGCAAGUAUUCGCAGACCUACAGAUGCAAGUAACACUACCAGUAAAAGUUUACCUUGAUUCCCAGAGUGGACUCGCUAUCCUAUGUUCAGAAACCAAUACGCAGCGCACUAAAGUCUUAAGAUUACGUUUACAGUUUGUAAAGAAACUAAUUGCUGAUGAAAUGGUUGUAUUUAAAUAUGUUCCAGGUGACAAUCAAAUUGCAGACAUUUUUACUAAAGCACUUCCAAAAGGUAUACAUGAAAAACAUGUACAAAGUAUGCUUUAUGUUUUUGUUCCACAAUGAUGAACCGCAGGGGAAAUGUUGAAUGGUUUAAUAUGUAAAGGUUCAUCAUUGUUCCACUCGAUGUGUAUGUCUUUAAGGGGCCAGAGCAAGGGCCAGAGCAAGAUAACGAGACCCAGCUUUACAGCUGUGAAACAUAGCAGGUGCUGCCGAGUUGUACUGAUUAAGCUGUGUUGGCAAUUGGGUGUAGUAUAUAAGGAGCAGCACCUAGCUCUCCCAUUACCCUGGGGGAUGGGUUGGUGGUUGGGUCAUGUUUGUUUGUUAAUGUAUUUAGUGUAAAAGGAGUUUUUGUUUUUCUUAUUAAAACCUUGUUUAAGUUAUUUUUGAGUCCCUUUUUAAUGCAUGGUCUCCCCAGCAAGCUCUCUGCAGCGCUACCAUACUGCAAAAAGCCAACAUGACCACCCUGCUCAGAGAUUGGCAGAGGCAUGGGGGCAUGGGGGUUGCUGCUCUAGAUCAGGUUUAAGGUGCUGGUUUUAACCUUUAAAGCCCUAUACGGCCUAGGACCCUCGUACCUACAGGACCGCCUCUCCUGGCAUGUCCCACAGAGGACCUUAUGGUCUUCAAACAAAAACAUCUUGGAGGUACCGGACCACAGGGAGGUUAGGCUGGCCUCAACCAGAGCCCAGGGCUUUUUCGGCCGUGGCCCCGAUCCGGUGGAACGCUCUGUCACAAGAGACUGGGGCCCUGCGGGACCUGACAUCCUUCCACAGGGCCUGCAAGACAGAGCUGUUCCACCAGGCCUUUGGCCAAGGCACAGUCUGACCCCCUCCUUUGGUAAUCCUCAUAGAACUCUAGCCCAAUGGUUGCCAUUAAUUUGAUUCUGAAUUGAUUUUAGAAUGAAUUGAUUUUAGAAUGCUGGGUUACUUUUACUGUUGUUAGCCGCUCUGAGCCUGGCUUCGGCUGGGGAGGGCGGGAUAUAAAUAAAAUUAUUAUUAUUAUUAUUAUUAUUAUUAUUAUUAUUAUUGGGUCCCAGGUGGGAGAAGUCUGCUCUGCCUCAAACUAUGGAACUUGCUUCCACAGGAGGCAGUGACAGCUACCAGCUUGGAUGGUUUUAAAAGAGGAUUAGACAAAGGGGAGGGCUAUCGAUGGCUACCAGCCCUGAUAGUAAACACUUCUGAAUACCUGUUGCUGGCUUUCCUCAUCCAUCUGGUUGGCCCCUGUGAGAACAGGAUGCUGGACUAGAUGGGCCAUUGGCCUGAUCCAGCAGGCUCUCCUUGGGUUCUUAUGCCUUAAAACAUGUUGACCUUGUGCACAAGCUCUUUUUUCUUUGCAUCAGUGUGUGCUCAGAUGCAGGAGUGCCAACAUGGCCCCGCAACCGUGGGUGCCCGUUGCCUCCCACUACGUUUCCGAGCACAAUUCAAAGUGCUGGUGCUGACCUUUAAAGCCCUAAACGGCCUCGGUCCUGAAGGAGCGUCUCCACCCCCAUCGUUCUGCCCAGACACUGAGGUCCUGCGCCGAGGGCCUUCUGGCGGUUCCCUCACUGCAAGAAGCCAAGUUACAGGGAACCAGGCAGAGGGCCUUCUUGGUAGUGGCACCCGCCCUUUGGAACGCCCUCCCACCAGAUGUCAAAGAGAAGAACAACUACCAGACUUUUAGAAGGCAUCUGAAGGCAGCCCUGUUUAGGGAAGCUUUUAAUGUUUAACAGACCACUGUAUUUUAAUACUUUGUUGGAAGCCGCCCAGGGUUGCUGGGGAGAUCCAGCCAGAUACGCGGGGUAUGUAUGUAUGUAUGUAUGUAUGUAUGAAUGAAUAAAUAAAUAAAUAAACAUACACCCAAAUUUGUGGGUGCCCUGUUGCUUCAUGGGGAAUUUUGUGGGUGCUCAGGCAACCCAGAGCCCCAGGGAGUUGGCACUUAUGCUCAGUUGCCUUUCCCUGUGUUUUGGUGUUGUAAAGGAAGGUUGCGAUUCUGUCCCAUUAUUUCCACACAAAGCCCCACAGGUCCAUUCCCCUCACUCGUAGUCAUUUGUCUCCACGCUCCACAAGCCCAAAUGCCUUCUAUUAAGCCUCUCCUGCCUUGAUUGCCUCUCCUUUCAGACCGCAAACACACCGAGCUCCCUGCUGCAUGGGUUCUUUUUCUGCAGCAGCGUGGAGCCAGAUCUUCGGGGCAACAGGGAUGUGCUUGAGAAUGCUCUAAUGCAGCCUUCAUCCCAAACUGCAAUCCGACAAAUGGUUAACCUGCUAUGUUGCAAUGCUUAUGACUUCGCUUGGCUCAGAGAAUGAGCCAAAAGUUUGUGCUGCUCCUGAGAUAAAUGUCCGCUCCUCGUUUUUGGGAUGGGGGGGAGGAGUAUGUUGAGUAGUUUAAUUACUGCCAUAGCAUCAAAAAUCUUUUUGAUUUUUUUGGGGGGGAGGGCAAAAUGGAACUUAGUGGCUCGCAGACGGGGUUAAAGCAGUAGUUACCCAAAUGGGCAGUACCACCCUUGGGGGGGGGCAAUGAGGCCCCAAGAGGCAAGGGUGCAGAAGGGGGGCACUGGAAGUGGGGCCCUCCAAAGACAUUGAUUGUUAAUUUAUGCUUGACAGGGCUAGAACAUGGAACAAAAAAACUUCCUUGUUUUGUAUUUAAGGUUUUACUGCUUCUAUCACUUUUAAAUUGGGGUGAGGGGAGUGAUGAUGAAAUGAUGAUAAUAAUAAUAAUAAUUGUCCCUGCCCAUCUGGCUGGGUUUCCCCAGCCACUUUGGGCAGCUUACGAUUAUGGAACCAAGGGGGUGGGUGCCCAAAAUGGUUCGGGAACCACUGUUAAAUGAUUGUUUGCAACUGGGUCAUUGCCAGUGUGUGUGUUACUUACUGAAUUUUUCUUGGGAAAGAUAAAUCUAGAUUAUAUUUGGUGUGGGGGGGGAAUACAGGUUGGUAUGCGGUACUGUUUUUAACAUUUGAUUGGGAGCUGCCCAGAGUGGCUGGGGAAACUCAGCCAGAUGGGCGGGGUAUAAAUAAUAAAUUAUUAUUAGUAGUAUGCUGAUGCCAAGAGCAUUAUGUGUUUGCUGCCUGCCUGGGGGCACCCUUCCCAGAACACCACCACCGCUCUGGAAGUCCUUUACUAAUUAUUUCAAAUAUGCUGUUUCUCUUCCUUCUGCAUUCUAGUCGGAAACAUACCAGGAAGAUAUUUACCCAAUGACUCCAGGAACAGAACCUGCUCUCACACCGGAUGAAUGGCUGAGUGGAACGAACCGGGGUAAAUGCACUAGCUCUGCAAUUUUGUGAUGUGCAACCUGGUGGAAAAUCAAACACCACCUAGGUUUUAAAAAGAAAAACAACUUUUAAAGUGGCCAGAAAUUUGACUUCAAGCAAAACAUGGCUAACACUGCUUGAAAUCCCUAAUAUUUCCAAAUAUUGAAGUCUGGGCAUUUACCAUUUCAACAUCUGGAAAUGGUGAAGACUGAUCUGUGACUAAGUGAUGCUCUUUUGUUUCUCUCCCCAGUGAAAUCAACUGAAAUGCUGGACCUGUCCCAUCUCCCUGCCAUAUUAAAAUAUAGAAUGAGGAAUGUGUUAAAGCAAUUGAGAAUCUAACUGAAGAGCCAGUCUAUUCAAAGCCUUAUAGAGCUAGGUAGAUCUCUGUAGGACCCGUUUUGUCACCUGGGCACACCUGAGGUUGAACCACUUUCAGACCAGCAGUCCUGGUGGCACUAAAGCUCAAAAGAGAGCAGGCUCUUCUGGAAAGCUGGCAUAGUGGCAGAGUAACAAAAGUGCCUGGGUUUCCCCAGCUUCAGAACCCUGACAUUUGCAGUAGCUUCGAUUGCACCUCUGAGAUUAUGGGCUGCUUCACUGCCACCCCAACACAACCUCUUGCAUUGUGUGUGAUGUUCAGCAGGAGUUUCACAGGCGCUGCAGAGUAAAAUGCAGCUUCACAAAGUUCCAGCACAUUGUCCCAAAUACAGAACACAAACGUUUGGUCCUUUAGCUAAAAUAGGUAAAGGUAAAGGGACCCCUGACCAUUAGAUCCAGUCGUGGCUGACUCUGGGGUUGCGGCGCUCAUCUCGCUUUAUUGGCCGAGGGAGCCAGCAUACAGCUUCCAGGUCAUGUGGCCAGCAGGACUAAGCUGCUUCUGGUGAACCAGAGCAGCGCACGGAAAUGCCGCUUACCUUCCUGCUGGAUUGGUACCUAUUUAUCUACUUGUACUUGACGUGCUUUCGAACUGCUAGGUUGGCAGGAGCAGGGACUGAGCAACGGGAGCUCACCCCAUUGCAGGGAUUCGAACUGCCGACCUUCUGACUGGCAAGUCCUAGGCUCUGUGGUUUAACCCACAGCGCCACCCGCGUCCCGGUUUUAGCUAAAAUAGGGUAGAUUAUUUGCUUGUUUCCAAAAAGUGUCUCUCUAGCCCUUUGAUUUAGCAUUUGUUGUCUCUUGUUUUCUUUCUUUCUUAGAUCCCAUAUUGAUGUCUUUAAAGGAAGGCUAUAAGAAAGCAUCGAAAGUUGUUUUUAAGGCACCGAUGAGAGAGAAGAAGAGUGUUGUUGUUAAUGGGAUCGACCUCUUAGAAAACGUGCCCCCCAGAACAGAGAAUGAGGUAAGGAAAAAACAGCUACCCUCUGUCCAGAUUGAGAGUUGUCAUCAUUAGGCCUGGGCAAUGUAUCCAUACAUUACCCAGAACCAGUAUGAGGGGCAGACCAUGAUGGCGGCUUCGCUUGGAGGUCAGCGAAGCCAGAAAAGCAUUGGGGCUCCCUCAUCUGGGGGGUGGGAGCACUUUAACAGGCUUUUCUCUUCCUGUCUCAUAAUACUAGAACCCAGUGUGGUCAUUCACAGAAGCUGAAUGUUGGUAGGAUUCGGCACAGACAAAAGAAAAUACUUAUAUACACACACACCACACAGUUGAAACUGUGGAAUUUGCUACCACAGGAGGUAGUGAGGACCAGCUUUAAAAGAGAUAAAUUCAUGAAGGACAUACCUAUCAACAACUACUAGUCACAAUGGCUAUUUACUCCUCUUAUCAGAGGCAGGAUGCAUCUGAUUCUGCAGAUCAUAAGUAGGAAAGUACUGUUGCAUUCAUGUCCUGCUUCCAGGCUUCCCAUAUGAAUCUAGCUGGCAACUGUGGGAAAAGGAUGCUGAACGAUAUGAACCUUCGGUCUGACCCAGCAGGGCGUUUUUUGUACAUGGCCCCCACAAAUACUUGCCAGCUAUGAUAUACCAAAGUACCAUAAUUUUUUCGAGAGUCAAUACAGUGCAUUGGUCAGAGUGUCAGAAAAACAGAGUUCAAAUCCCCACUCAGCCAGGAAGCUCGCUAGGUGACCUUGAGCCAAUCGCUGCCUCUCAGCCUAGCCUACCUCACAGGGUUGUUGUGGGGAUUAAAUGAGGAGGGGAAGAACCAUGUACACCACCUUGAGCUGCUUGGAUGAAAAGACAGGAUAAUUAGUAGUAGUAGUAUUAAUACCCCACCCAUCUGGCUGGGUUUCCUCAGCCACUCUGGGCGGCUUCCAACAAAAUAUUAAAAUUCAAUAGUCUAUUAAACAUUAAAAGCUUCCCUAAACAAGGCUGCCUUCAGAUGUCUUCUAAAAGUCUGGUAGUUGUUUUUCUCUUUGACAUCUGGUGGGAGGGCGUUCCACAGGGCGGGUGCCAAUACCAAGAAGGCCCUCUGCCUGGUUCCCUGUAACCUCAUUUCUCGCAAUGAGGAAACCACCAGAAGGCCCUCGGCGCUGGACCUCAGUGUCCAGGCAGAACGAUGGGGGUUCAUAAAUAAAUGAAGCAACAGCACAAUAUGGAGGCCAACUCUUUCUCUCUCUUCCUCAACUUCAAGCUUCUCCGAAUGUUCUUCCGGCAACAAGAUGAGAUCCGGCGGUUGAAAGCUGAGCUCUCGCAGAAGGACAUCAAAAUCCGACAGCUACAGCUGGAGCUGAAAAACUUGCGCAACAGCCCGAAGAACAAUGAACUCUAA
This is a messenger RNA of Podarcis lilfordi (Lilford's wall lizard), 78646 nucleotides long. The record is from the annotation of a GenBank genome assembly. Lineage: Eukaryota; Metazoa; Chordata; Lepidosauria; Squamata; Lacertidae.